CCGCGAACCGGUCAGUGUCGAUCGCACGCCGUCGAAACCGCCGCCGCCGUGUCGCGACUCUCCGCGAACACGCCGAAUGUACAACGUUGUUAUUUCGUUACGUUUAUCAGCGGUUUUUUUCUUAUUAUUAUAAUUAUUUAUUUUUUUUUUUCCCGCUUAUUCCGCGCGAAUUGUCGACGGACCGUAUACCAGCUAUAAGUCUAUGUACACGUAGAUAGUAAAUUUAUUUCGAUUGUUUAUAACGUCGUAAUAUGACACACGCGCACGCGCACGCAUUAAUAUCCCCGGAAAACAGGUAUCCGCCGAUGCCUAUGACGAUAUUAUAAUAAUACACGUAAUAUUAAUCUAAAACCGAGCGGAUAAUAUAAUAAUAAUAACAGAAAAAAUUUCCACGCCGAGUGCGCCGCAGCGGGUCGGUAUCCGUUUUCUUCGUUGGUCAUAACCUAUACUACAUCCGUUACUGUUGGCGUUGGUUAUCGUGAUACAUCAAUAUAACGACUGUACAUAAACACACGGAAUGAUGUCGUCGCCGGCGGCAAGCGCGACGACGACGACAGACACCGCGACGGCGGUGGCGACCGCGACGUAGGUAAUAACCGCGCGGUGUACGAUAAUAAUGGUCACGUGAGAGAAUGCCGCGGCCGUGCAGAGAGACGUACGGCGACCAAAAGCCGCCGUACAGUUACAUAUCGCUGACGGCCAUGGCCAUAUGGAGCGCGCCCGAAAAAAUGCUGCCGCUGUCCGACAUUUACAAGUUCAUCAGCGACCGGUUCCCGUACUACCGGAAGAACACGCAAAGGUGAGUCGGCGAAUAAUAUUAUGCAUAGGUACACCGCCGAAAACGUGCGCGUGGCAAGUGGGAAAAAAAACGGGAGUGGGGGGGGUGUUUCAAAAGUCGACCUUGCCGACGGGAGAGCACACGAAUGCGUACACAAUAUCGUGUGAUCCGUCACGUAUAUUUUGGCUUCUACAUUUCGCAGCCCCCGGAACACUGCCGCCCCUACGCACAUAGGCGAUUCGGCCGAGUUUCCACCGUUACACCGUGUCCCGUGUAUUUUAUAUCGCUCGCCGUCCGUGUAUUUUACGAAAUCCACUAUCGUAAUCGUUAUAAUUUUAGCGGCUGUGACAUGACCAUUAUUAUUUUUUUUUUUUUACAUUACACGAAUGAAAUUAUCGACAAUUCAGCGCAGAACCCUACAGUCCGUUUCGCGUUACUUAUUCGGGGCCGCGUCGAAAACGCCUGCCGCGCGUUCGGCGUCCGCGUAAAAUACAUCGCAUAAACACCGCGGUACAAUAUACCGCGGUUACCGGCGGUGCACAGGUAAUAACCGCAGCGCGUCUGCCGAAGUCUAUGUACCGUGGCGGCAAUACCGCGAGCGCGCGCGCCCGAUUACACGCGUCUAUUGUCCGCGCGUAUACCUAUACGUCCGAUAGGUGCCGGCCCGUCACCCAUCCGAAUUCUCGCGCGCUCGUGUGGAACGAAUCGACCGACCGUACCGUGUCAACGGCGAUCUGCUCAGUACCUAUAUAGUCUCACCCUGUACAUUUAUAUAUAUAUAUAUAAUACUAGCUGUCCAGCGCCCGCGUGCCAAUUUUCCACUGUUAUCAUUCCACUCGUAUUCGAUUUUGGUUAUGGUCGUGUCAGAAUUGAAUGAAAACAAAUAGGCGUAAAGUUGGAUGGUCCGCCUUCGGCGGGCCAUAUGUGCUCUUUUGCGAAAUGUUUACAGUGCAAAUAAUAGCAACAAUAAUAAUUAUAAUAGUUUGUCUUUUCCGUAACACCAAGGUGAACCUCGAGUGAACAAAAAUAAACAAACAAGCAAUUAGAAAUCCGUACCAAAUAUACCUAAAAACUCUUUAUUUUAUCCCCAUUAGGGGAUAUCCCCAUUUUCAAAAAUAAUUUCUAAACGAAUGCCUACGUCAUAAUAGCCAUCGGUGAGCCGAAUUUCAGCCCGGUCCGUCCAAAGGUUCGGGCUAGGUGAUGACGAAUCAGGAAAAUAGGUACAUAAUUGCGGAAAAUUGCGUUCAAACGGAUUUAUUUGUGUCUGCAGGGCCGUAGUGGAGGGUAAACGCCGCAUACAUUCUGGUUACGGUCGUAUAUACUCUCUGUUAUAGUGAAAUCGCGAAAUAUAUUAUAAAAUGAUAUCUAUAGGCAUUGUUUAUUUUCAUUUUUGGUCGAUUGCGAAAACAUCAGUUAAUUCACUAUUUAUAUACCCCUCUGCUAAAACAUCAGGUUAGACAAUGCACUCGCGGACAUGACACUUAUUGUACUCAAUGAUGGUAUAUGGUUAUGACUUAUAGUAUACACCCUCUGCUUUUUUUUUUUCUUACGGCUUCAGCACUACGUGUCUGUAUCGUCUGUGUAUGCGUAUGCUGUGCGUACAGGUAUAUUUUAUUACGUUAAAUAAUAUUAUCCUGUAUACGCGUCGGUACCUAUAAUAUCAAUAUAAAAUCGUGUACUGUAAAUGUGUUAUAUAGAUAUAAUACAUUUAAAACAUAAUGAUGUACUGUAGUGUCCACGGUGGUGUUCCCAUUAAUUUCGUUGCUGCGGGGAGUGUACACUAUAACACGUUGUGUCUCGUGCACAUGAAGUAUUUUUCACAUUUAUUAUGGUUUAUACUUUUUUUUUUUUUCCGAGAAAAUAUAUACAUUUUACGAAAAAUACAUUACAAUUAACAAAAAAGAACAUUCGAAAUUUUUUUUUUUUUUAAGUACCAUAAACCCGCAAAAAAAAGUCCAUUUUUCGGUUAUAAUCACUGAAAUAAUUAUUACCAUUUCGAUUUUAGUAGCGUAUAAAGUGGUUUAUGAGAGAGCAAUGACAAUAAUAUGUAUCGUGACAAUUUUUUUGUUUUAUCUAUUCAUAAUUGAGAGUAUACCCGCGAAUUUUCAUGAAACUAUUGAGAGUAUACGGCGUUUGUGUAGUAUAAUACCCUAUGAGAACCCUACAGUACAUUCUAAAUACACGCGUUUUUAUUUUAGAGAGUCUUCACAGUUUUAUGUGAUCGUAUAUGGAUUCGCCAUUAAUCGCUUUACGAAAUAUUUAUUAUGAAAUAUACAAAUAUUUGUUAAUGAUAAAAAAAUACGAAUUUUAAUGUGAAGAUAUACAUUUUUGAUUAUUUAUUGUAAAAAGUGGAAAUUCGAGUGAUGGUUACUUUUAAAAUUCGAUUAAGGAUUAUAUAUAUUUGAAUGAUUCGUAUUUCGUCUCACGCAUAUAAAUUCGACGACCCUGUAUAUAAUUACUCGCACUCUCGUGAAUCAGUUAGGUUAACUAAACCUAAGUACAAGUAUUGCAUAUAAUUGCGUUAAUAUGAUAACAGUUCUAUAAAAGGUGCCAUAUGAACUCUAAAACACUAAUAUAAUUAAAUUAUAAGUAUGUUGUGAUAUCUUUUAACUUAUUCCCUGUACUUAUUCAUGUAUACAAUUUAAUAGAUAGAAAAUAUUAUUAUAACAGUAGCCGCACUAAGCGGGAAAAAAUAUAAUUACUAAUCGUUGUAAAUAAUUAAUAAAAGGAGGCGAAUUAUAAUAGUGUAAAAAUGAAUAUUUUACUAACGUAAAAAGCAUUUUUUUUUUUUUUAAUAAUUAAACAGCAGCUAUCACGAAUUAAUGAAUAGAAGGUUUGCAUUAUACAUCUAUAUAAAUGUAUAGGUAUUAUAUGAAUAAGGGCAGUAUAUUCGGUCUCGGGGGAAAAGGGCUUAAGCCAAAAACAUUAAAACAAAUUUUAAAAUUAAAAAGGUGCACACAAACUACGGAAGUUAUAGAAUUAUGGAAAAAAUUAUAAAAAAAAAAAAACGCCAAAAUCAGUUCAAGCUCUUCUUUCUUUUUAACGUCAUAUUUCGGCUUUUGCCCGUACAAACCUACUUGAAUGAGACCAAUUUUAUUCGGGCAAAUCUGUGACGUCUAUAAAUUUAUAUUAUAAACAUAUUUAACAUAUUAUUAUAUUAACAAAAAUUAAUCAAAAUUACAACAAAAACUAGAAGUAUUAAAAUUAAAUAUUAUAUAUUAUUUGGUACAUUGAUAAAAAUUAAUUAAAAUUAAAUAUUACAUAUUUGUUUAUUUGUUGCUGCACAUAUUCGAACUAUAACCUAACGUAUUGGUAUAUUAUACAUAUAGUUGUACAUACAGAUAUGUAAUCUCUGAUUCGUGAUAGAAUACUCACCCCGCAUAUAACAAAUACUGAAUCAAUGCCUGAACGAUUUACGUAUACGUUUAACCAAUAAAAUAAUUAUGUUCAUUGGGCAUUUAUAAGCGUACUAAUUUUACGAAAUAAUAAGAAUACACACGCGUAUAGAUAUAAAAAAUAACGUUAAUUUCAAAUUGUAAACCAACCGUAUAUCAUGUAUAUGCGUAUAUUGUAAUAAUAAAAUUACAAAAAAUAGUUUUGAUGAACAAAAAAAAAAAAAACAAUAUACAAAUAAUGUCCAUUAAUACAUUGCCAUUAUUAUUGUGUUUUUUAUUGUUUAUAUCAUUAAAUUUGUUAAUGUUAAAUCAAAAAAACAAUAAUAUACCAAUUGUAUUGUAUAUGUAUAGUAUGCACCAAAUCGAUCAUCAUUGUAUCCGUAUACAAUAUUCGACAAUUGAAUACGGCGGGCCCGGUAUGUUUGAAAUUUCAAUAUUGGUAUAUUCCUUUUUAAUAUUUGUUGCACGCAUAAUAACACAGGUACAGUUUUAUGGCGGCUAUAUGCAUUUUAAAUGAUGGUUUAGGAAUCAUUUUUAUAAAUGCUAUACUGCUACGACUAUAUAAUACCGCCCAAUAAAUAAUGGUGAUGAAGGUCGAGGUAAUGCGAAAAUAUUCAACACUUCAUUAAGAAGUUAUUAUGCUAAUUAAAAGAAAAUUUAAUGAAAAAACUUCGGUUAAAAGUAACGAAAAAUAAAUUUAAACCUUGAACACGUUAACUCGAUUACAGGAUAUUUUUUUAGGAAUGUAUUUAUUGUAAAAAGUUCAGAUAGUACCUAAAUAUAAUGAAAACUACAUUAGUAAUUACCGACAAUUAUAUUCAACUUAAACUUAGUUUGAAAAUUUAAAACGCAUUGUUUAACUAGUGUUAACUUAUUUUUGUGGAAUUUGUGGAAAUAAAAAAAUAUAUAUAUAAUUUAUUGUAUGUAUAUUUAUUUUUUUAUAAUUCAUUACAUAAUAUCAUUGACAUAAUCCUGACGUAAAUUUCAUGUUAAUUAUAUUGUCUAAGGAAUUUCUACAGAAAACAAAUUAUCAGAAUCAUCAAUUUAUUUAUUAUUAUUGUAUUUUUUAUUUUUUUUUUUUUUUUUUUUUUAUUAAUUAAGUAUAAAGAGAUAAAAAAAAUAAGAUUAAAACAAUAUGCGAUUAAAAAAGUAUAAAAUUAAUAUUUCGAAAAAUAUUUAUUUUUUUUCUCGCGAAACUAUCUGAAACCGAAUUCAUUAAUUAUAAUAUAGAUUACACAUAUACAUGGUAAUACAUACGUAAUAUUUGAUUUUUUUUUUUUUUUUACAUCGAUAAACCCAUAUAUGCAUUAUUAUAAUACGCGAAAUGUUCAUAAUUAAAUAUGGAAAGCAGCUGAACUAAUAAUAUGAUAGGUACAUGCAUGGCGCAUGCAGAUUAUACUGUGGGUAAUCGAAUAGAUUAAACACUAUUAUAAUAGCGAAACAAACGGAUUUUGCAUUGCAAUUAUACCAAUAUAUAACACAAUAAUAAGGUAAUGCAAUAAUAUUAUACAAUCAAAGUACUAAUUUUUUUCCCGGGUGUAAUAAAAAAAAAAAACCUCAUUUUUUUUCUAGAACAUUAUAUUACUGUAUAUUAUGCAUAAUAUAAUAUAUAUUUUUUUAAAUCAAUGAAACAAUUUGUGCAAGCGACGUAUUAUGAUUUGAUUAAUGUUUAAAACUAAACGCAUUCAAAACCCUGUUUUCAUUUCUUUUUUUCUUUUUUAAAGAUAUUGUAUACGAUCGUCGUCGCGCGCGUAUAACGCACAUCAUCAGAAUACAGAAGAUGGCGUUUGAGGUCGAAUAAAAUAAUAUGUUCAUUAGAUUAAAAAAAUAGAAAAGUGUUAGUAUUAGGUGUGUACUAUUAUAUCGCGUGUCGGUUGAGGACAAAUACCUCUCCGACCCGAAUCACUAAUAAUAUAACAGAUACACGUAAUAUGCAUAAUUACUAUAGAUACAUGUAUACGUACUUACGUACCCACUGCAGUGUAUAGCGUAAAAUACGAUUGUUAUUGUAUUCGUAAAAAUAUAUUAAAAAAAAAAAAAAAAUAAUAAUAAUAAUAAUAAUAAUAUAUUUGUAUUCAUACGCUCAAAUGGAUAAAGAAAAUCCCAUUAUAUUCUACUUUGCAGUCGAAUACAUUAUCGCGGUUAUGGACAAUUUAAAAAUCGUGGAGCCGUGUAGAGGGUUGCCUAUGCAUUUGCCGAGUUACAAUAAUGAAGCGUAGUACAAAUUCGAAAAAUACCAACGAGACCACGCUAUAUAAAUAUAUUGUACGCAUUUAAUGUUUCGGUCUAAUCGAAACGGGUAACAUGUUUAACAAAAUUACGUUGCUUAUAGACCGUACACGCAUUGUGACGUUUAAGUUUGAAAUUAGAGAGUUUGUGUAAAUAUACUGUUGUGUGUACGCGACUAUAGUUUCAAGCACAGUAAGCAUAAUUAAUUAUAAUUAUAAUUGGAAUACAUUAAGAAUACGGCCAGAAAGAAAUAUGCCGAGAUGACAAAAUGACAACCUAUAUAGGACAACGGUGACUGCGUGGACCCGUGGCUGCGGGUCAAUUUUCACGAGGUUUGAAGAACGGCAGUCGCAGCGAUUGUCGAUUGCUUUGUUAAAACCUAAGUCAAUUUCAAUAUAUUUUAAACUGUUUCCGUGCUUAUUUUUCUUUGUUCAAUGUUCAUACUCGUUUUAUUUUACUUUUAAAAUUUAUUUAUAAGAAUAUUUUUAUUUUAGAGGCGUACUGAGACGUCUGUGACAAUAUACUACUUUCUCAACGUAGUCAGAUAGUUAUAUAUCACGUCCAGUACUUGUUAUCGUGGUCAGUUAAGAUACAAGAUAUAGUAAAUUAUAUUCCGGGUUAGAUAGAUCUAACUCGAACAUCCAGUACUCGACACCGUGAUCAGUUUUCCGAGUGCAGAGCGACUUUAAAGUUAUAUUUUAUAAAUCCUGAGGGUUUUUAAUCAACCAUUCUUUUCUGCAGUAGGUACUCGUUAUCGUGAUGGUCACCAAAAGAGCGGAUUGUUUUAGUUCCUUUUUACAACAAGUAUGGAUAUUUACUCGUUUGACGGUCUGGGGAUUGGAAACCGAGAAUGUCUGUUGCAUACGUCAAGCCUUUGCGUAGACUGACCUUAACUAACUUACCAGUACUCGUUAUCGUGGUCGUUUAGAUAAGGGGUCACAAUCGAGAGUAGAUAAUCGGUGUUAGAAUGUCAAUGUGCACAAUGAUAUAAUAUUCUCUUAGCCGCUCGGUUAGUAAAGCUGAUUACCGAAGGUUUUGGGAUUCGUUUGAAUACUUACUGCCGUAUGCGUCCAAGGAAGAAUCUUGCGCAUACGACAAUACAUAUAGGUAUACUUAUACCAAAAUAUGAAUUUAUAAACAAACCCAUACAAUUUUCAUCACCUCUGAAGACUAGAUCUUAUUGAUGUAGCAAUCCAUUCUAUUAUUUGCUGCUCUCUUCUGGUUUCUGAUUUGUGUAAGCAUUUGGACGAAAGUCCUUUUUCGUGUCGUUUUCAGUUUUCCUUUGUUUUUUCUUCUAUUAACCUUCUUUCAAAGAUGGUCUCUAGAAAUGUGUUACGUUAAAUGAUGUGACUGGCUGCUAGUGUUCUUCGUGAUACAUUUUAAAAUAUUUCACAUUUUUGUUGAAAAUUGUAGUAGAUCUCCAACCUUUUUAUUUUAGUAGCUAACCGAUACGCUUUGUCAUUUAAACUAAUUCAUAGCAUGGCAGGCCGGUUGGAAAAAAAAAUAGUUAGCCCCUCUAAAUUAGAUGAAUUAAUUUUCUACAUUCUACAGAUGUUUUUUAAGCUCAAAGCUAAAGGUAAGGAGACCAAAAAUAGAAUAUAGUUACAACCUAGAUAAAAUUAAAUUUUACAGAAAUAGUUUGAUUAGUAUUAAGAUCCAAUUAAAAAAUCGUUUUGAACCCCACGUACCCAAUUUAUGAAUUUCUAAAAUCAGAAAAUAUUCCUCGGAAUUUCACUAAAAUUGAUAAUUCAUUAAGAAAUAAAAACAAUAUAGAAUCAUGAACAUUUGACCAAAAUUUAAUUUAACUUAAAAUAUAAAAAAAUAAACACAAGAGAAAGUGGAUACUUAUUAUUUUAGGUAUAAAUAUUAUUUCAGGAGUAAAGGUAAAAAAGACGAACGUGUUUCGCAUGAUAGGUAGGACACUGUUGUAGGUAAGAAGUUGGGAAGGUAGUAUAUAGAGAGAAAUUGAAUUUAUGUCAGUACGCAACAAUCAAACAUUGCUAACGAAAAACAAUUCAGAGAAAAGUUUCUUUUAAACCUGUACGUACAUUAUUUCUUAUUUUGUCCCAGUUAUUAUAAAAACCGCUUGGAAAAUAUAAAAAUUACCUCUUGUAUGUACCAAGUAGAUAAAAUUUCAUUUCAGAAAAGAUACUACACUUUUUACACCAGAUCAAAAUUUUCGGUAAAAAAUAUGUUCGCAGAAAAAAAAAAAUUUAAAAGAAUAAUUUUAAGACCGAUCUACGUUCCUAGCUACGCCCUGAAUAUAAAAGUAACUUAUCAAAUUUAAUUUAAUUAUUUAAAGAGUGACUCGUAAAUUGAUUUUUAUUUAUUAUAACUUAACUUUUAAUUCUUGUCCAGCUUUGUAAAUUACUCUGUUUAUUACUCUGUAUAAAAAAAUUAAGCUAAAAAUCGAAAAUAAAUCGUGAAUUUAGAAAUGCUAACAUUUACACAGUUAUUUCCGAUGUGUACCUGUUUACUGUAAACCAUAAUAUUGUUUUAUAAUAGACUACGUAUAAUCUAUCGUAUAUAUAUAUAUAUAUAGAUUACGUCAUAGGCAAAAUAGCGAGCAAUCAAUUUAAAUUUUUUUUUCCUUAUACUAUUAUCUCCGUCUAAUAUUUACCUUGUUAGGCUAGGUCGAUAGUUUAGCUUUUAAUACAUAUACUACUUGUAUAAUAUAUACCUACUUUAUUCUAUAUAAAUUAUUACAUUUUUUAAUGAAUAAAUGGAAUCAUUAAUAAACUGAUAAUUUUCAUGAAUAGCAGAUUUUUGUUAUUCUGUAUUGAUUAUUCCUGAAACACAAUAUAUUUAACUAAUCGCAGUUGUACAAUAAUAUGAUAAUAAUAAGCUAGUUGUAAUAAAUUUUAAUUAUUGAUGCCGAUUUGUUCGGUAGUUAUUUUUAAUUUAAAAUAUUUUUAUAUGCAUAGAUAAGACAUUAUAUUUUAUACAGUUUUCAUUAAAAUGUGCUCGGUGUUGUGUUUUCAAAAUUUUAAAACUAUUAUCAAUUACUACAUUGAAGAUUUUUCGACUAAUCUACUAUCAAUUCUUUUUUUCCAGUUAACCCACAGCAAUGGAGAAUCAGUUUUUCACAUUACUACCCCACUACUGCCAUCGUUUAUUAAUGAGUAUAACUAAAUGUUUUGUAAAAUCCUUUUUUUCCCUUCGCGAGGCAGGCUCACAUGAAUAAAUAGACUAAUUAAUACUACGAUGAGAGGUGAGCAGAGAGCCCUCGUCACAUCCUAAACCCAAUACCCAUUUAAAGAGAAGCAGUAAUCAUUGUAACUUAUGGAUAACCUAUUGUCAACAUAACAUUUUCGAAACAUUGCAUUUUUAAUUGAUAAACAACAAUAUUCUACUGACCGCAAUGAACUUCAAAUUUUUAUCUGAUUCUAAAUAAUUUUAUAAAAAUGUUUUAAAAAAAUUUUGUUUUUUUUAAAGUCGCUUUCCCUAUAAUGUUUAAGAUAAAAAUAUUGAUUAUUAUAAACUCAAUGGGGCCAAAUAAAAACAACCAUUGAAACCGUUAAAAUAUUAAGAAUCGUUUAUGGCUAUUAUUCAAGGUUUCUGCAGCCAAUUUAAAAAAUAAUACCUUUUUUGAUACACAAUAUAUAAUUUUCUGUAUAAGAAAUGUAUUAGCUAUCAGUUAUCAGUGUUUGAUAACUAUAAAUCUGUCAAUUUUAUCAUCUUAAGGUUAUAUUUUAAGUGAGGAGUUUCCUUUUAUGUGAAAAAACGGGCCAGAUACUAUAAACCAAACCAAUUCUGUAUAAAUGGUGGGUAGAAAGAAGCAGUGAUAUAGAAUGUGGACUUACAUGGCGAGGAAAUCAUAAUAAUAAUCAUAUAAAAGCAAAUUUUAGGGCUUAAAAUUAAUAAUUAAUGAAUAACUCUUGAAAAGUAUAAAUAUAUAACAUUUUAUCAUAACAACCUUAUACAUUUUCUUUGCGAAAUUCAAAUUAAAUGAAAACAAAUUAACGGAACAUUUGAAAUUUAUAAUUGACAAUUGAUAAACGUAUACUUUUACGCUGCAAUCAUUACAGAAAAUAAUUAUUGAACGUUUUAAUACUCUUUGGAUUAAAAAUAUUUAGGAAAUUACAAAUAUACUAUGACCUACCAUUGAUUAAGUAACUAAUUUGUUUAAAUACCUAUUUAAAAUUAUAAAAUUGAGAUAAAAUCUAGACGUUUAAUGGAAAUCGACCAGACUUAAAAAUUUAACGUGACGUCCAUUAAAAAAUUGGUACCGGUCGUACGAAUUUUUGGUCACACUAUAUACUUAUACUGUACGUAUAAUUUCCGUUAAAAAUCACGAUCUGGAGAAAUUUCAAAAUCUAAAAAUCCUUGGUAAAACUUAAUUAUAAUUGACAGAACUUCAAUUGAAAUAUGCGGUUUAUGACAUUUUACAUUUAAUCACAAAAAAGAUUUUAUUUUUUGAUUAACUGAAGGCCUAAAGGAUUUUUUUUAAAUUCAUAAUAAUAUAUUGUAAAUCGUGUAUUACAAAUAUAUUAUAUGAAAUAACACAUAAAUUAUUAUUAAUCUCACAUCUGCAUAGUUUAUUACAACGUUGCAUUUAGUCUCGUUUAAAAUAAAUAUAUUAUACAACAUUGGUUCGCGUGCACGAUAUGCAUAAAAUAAAAUCAUCAUAAUAAAAAAAAAAAAAAAAAAAAAAACGUACAUUGAUCUUAAAUGCAGAAAACUGAAAGGUCGAAUAAUAUUGCAUCGUAACGCCCAUUUAUUUAACUAUAUCGAAUGCAAUGAUUGCAUAUUAUAUAUUUGUGUUGAUGAAAAAAAAAAAAUACCUAGUAAUAGUCAUGAAAAACGAUAUUGUUUUUCUGUGUAUUAUAGUUAUAUUUAUAAUAGAAAUUGCAUAGAUACAUUUUUUUAUUUAAUGAUUAAAAAAAGGUCAUAAAGACCAUUAACGUCAAUAUUUGCCCGGUUUUAUUAUUUUUGUUAUUUGAAUAGCUCGGUUUUUUAUUAUUGAAAUUCACGAGAAUUAUAAUAAACUCUAUAUUUAUAUACAUUAUACAUACAUAUAUCUAACCUGCGUACCUACGUAUUCAAAUUGGUUAACUAAACAUUUAUUUGACCUUCGCCAAUAACAGAUUUUGUAGAUGAUUAUAAUACUGCUAAGUGUGACCGUAUAAUAUUAUAUAGUUUAGGUUCUAUACAGUUAUAUGUUUCGCAAUCGACUUUUUAAUUCGAUCACAGGAACAUAUUAAAGGCGAGGGGACAGAGAGACAUUGGGACCGGGCAACACAUUUCAAGGGAGCGCCAUAAUAUCUUUUAAGAAAUAAUAAAAAAGAUCUUUUAAGAAUAUUAACUCCAUCUAAAAUUAUGCACUCGCUUAGCGAGGAUUAAAACGUGUAACUUGUGUUUGGGUACAUGGGUACAAUGGGUAAUACAUGGAUGGUAGCGAUCGGUUCGAAGCGAUAUUAUAUUCAAAAAUUCUAAUAUAGUCUUUUUGAUUAAAAUUAAUUUCAACCCGGUUUACCUGAUUCGGAGGAUAAACUAUAUACUAUUGUAAAACGGAUUCCGAAUCCCUAAGAAGUAUAAAUUUAUAAGAGGAUCAAGAACCCGUAUUAAUGUUAGCUUUAUGUUAUUCGCCUUCCUUCUGUAAUAAUAUCGCCUAUAAUAUAACAAUCUUUCAUACUAAAUUUUUUUUAAAUUUUUUUUUUAAAUAAAUCACUUUUAUAAUUGUAUGUUAUACAAGUAUACAACGAUAAAAUAAUAUACUCAACUUCAAAAAAUUAAUAAAUAUGGUUUUUUUAUUCAUACAGAUAUUUGCAUGGUAUUACACGUUUUUUAUUUCAAAGUUUGAAUGAUCUACAAAAGUGGAUAUUUUAAUAUUGGUAAAUUAAUCUCAUAUUAUAAUUAAACUUAUUUGUAGAUUCUGAUUGUAACAAGGAAUGCAUUUUUUAAUCAUUAUGAUGUAUGCGAUAUUAAUUUUUUUCUGCCUGUCUGCUUAUUAACAACUUAUCUACCAGAAAUCUAGACACUUUUUUAAUGAAUUUUAAAUCUAGUUGAUGUAUUGAGAAAUAAUUUUUUUGAUUUUUUAAACGUUUUUCAUAACAAUGGAGACAAAUUUAAAAAACGAAAAAUUGUACGGUAGUAAACAUUUUAGUAUUUUCGGUUGUAUUUUUCAACCAAAAAUCUUACUCAGAAUUUCAAGAGUUGUAUAUAUUCUAAAAGAAAAUUUUGUCUACUGUCCGUGUAAGAAGAUUGUUUUUUUUUGAUUUUUGCAUUAGUUUUCUUAAUAAUUUGGAAAAACGGAAAAAAUAUUGCUUUGGCUACAGUUUGAUUAUUUUCGAUUUGUUUUUUUUGUUGUUUUAAUACGGUUAAAAAUAAUCGUAGAAACUUGAAAUUUGUUUUCACAACAUUUUUAUCUUGGCCUUUUCUAGUCUUGGUAAUAUUUUCUAAACAUUCUGGCGAUUUUUGAGACAUUUAUAGGUAUUUGACAUUUUCUAGUUUUGUUUAGUUUUUAUAUUAUGGUUUUGUGUGAAUCGAAUUGUUUGGCCUAAUAGAAAUGCUUGAUAAUUUAAUACAAUUUCUUUGUACAUUUUUCUUAAAGGUAAAUAAAAGUUCAAAUUUCGACAAAAACCAUGAAAACGACGACAUUUUACAACAUGUUUAACCGAACUUCGCUCAGAAUCAUAUUUUAUUAGCAAUGAUUUAUCGUUGCGUACAAAUAUAAAUCAAAUAAAUUUAUAUGCAUUCUACCUUACAAACUUCCUACCUACAACAGAGGCACACCCAUCAGCAGUAUCACUAAAUAUCAGUUCUGUUUUUUUUGAAUUCAUAUUAUUAACACAUUUGUUUAUCGACAACUUUAGUUAAACCUAGUGUUAUUUGCGUAUAUUGUUAUAAUUACAUAUUUGUUUACAAUACACGAUGACUACUCGAAUGAUUAAUGUUUUAAAAUGGGUCGAUAAACGAUAAUAGUGCAGUGCAUCACAUUGAAAAAUAUAAGAUUAUAGGAAAUUAUAUGAUGACGAAUCGAUGUGAUAUUUUUCAUAUUUUCGUUAUGCAUGAAUAAUUGUGAUAUAAUAACGGAAUUUUACUACGAAAAAAUCUAUUUCGAUUUAUGAUGUGUCUAUAAUAUCCACAUUAUACACGUAAACAACAAACCUUAUAAUGUUCCAAGGCGUAAAGGGUUAUCGGUUAUAUUAUAGGCUAUUCGGAGCUUGUGUCAAUACGAGAUAAAUUUUAUCGGACCACCAGAAAAACUCUCAAUAAAACAUAAUAUAAUCAUGUUCUAUGUUUCGUUAUAUUAUUAUUGUAAGUUUUUUCGAUUUUUAAUUUUCUUUAAAUGUUACUGUCUAUGUAAGUACCACCUAUAUAACUAGUAUAAUAUAUAACUGAAUAGUAAUAAAUAACUUAUACGUAUUAUAACUAGGGUAAGAGGCUUCUACAGCAUUUGCAUAUUAUUUUUGAAAGAAUAAAAAAAUAGCAGAGACAAACAUUAAUACGUUUCGUCAUUUAAGAAAUAUAAAUAUUAAGUUUUAUUUGUCAUAUAUUCGCAUAUUUUAGAGUUUUGAUUUUUAGAGUAUAUUUUAGCAGUACGUAGUAUUUAAGUGGGGUUCUACCAAAAUGUCCAGAGUUAAAAAUGUCCGGGGGAAAAAAUGCCCUAACAUUUUAAUAUGGCUAUUUCGUCUAAAUCACUCUGAUACGAAUGAUCUCUGACUAGUUUUGGGUUUUUGUUGGAUAAAUCCGUAGUUAAAGCGGAAUUGCAGUUCAAUCAAUUUCUUUUCCCGCAUUGCCAACGUAAUGUGGUCAGUGGCGUAUUUUAGGUUUUUUUUAGGAGGUCUUCUGACCCCUGGUAAUAAUUUGUCUCCAUAAAUAAUACUAAUAAUAAUAAUAGUAAUAAAUUAGUUAUACAUCGAGUUUUUAGUAUAACACUUCAAUAAAUAAAACAUUUUAGAGUAUAUUUUAGUGCAUAUUUGCACGUUUUUUGCACGAGCUAAAAGUCUUCGAGCUUAGUUAUAACAAAGCAACAAAAUUACAAAAUUGCAAGACUGUGUAGGUAUACACUAUAUAAGCGUUUUAUAACUCGAAUGCAAUUCGACAUCGUUCUAUAAUACCUUAUACGAACAUCCCCACGUAAUCUGAAGUGGAGAUAUAUUUUUCUGAGCAGCUCUUUAGUUGUAAUAAUAAUAAAAUAAUAUAAUCAACAGCUAUUAUGUACGUAUUAAUAUAUUAUAGGUAUAAUAGCUGUAUAAACCAACUAUGUAUGCGAAGGGGGUGUAAGUAUGUUAUAUUCCCGGCCCGUUCGAUUUAUUCUGUAUAAUUACAAUGUUCCCGCAAUUAACGGUCACGGAUGAUAAUAUGGUUUUAAUUACGAGAUUACCGCGAUUAGCAUAAAAUCGAUUGAAAUCCAAUACGGGUACACCUCCAGACCGCGAGUUUCAAGUAACACGCGUCGUAAUAUAUUAUUAUAAUAUUGUGUUAUCUAUAUACUCGUAUGUAUAUAUUAUAUAUUAGAAGAUCUAAUCAGUUAACGGAGCAUUGUAACCUCUCCUGCGAGUGUGACCGUCCAAUAUACACGCCUGAGCUUAUAUUAUCGAUAUUAUUAAAUCCGACUUAAAAACUAUACCCGUAACAUUAUAAUAUUAUAUUCGUUUCUGAUGCGUUUAAUACGUCAUGUGCUAUCAUAAAAAAAAAAAAAAAUUCCAAUAUAAUUCAUAAUCUAUAUCGACCGAAUUAACUGUGUGCACACUUUAUUUUUCAUUUUUCUAUAGGUUAGGUUAGGUAAUUCGUAUUACGAUAAAUCGCUAACAAAAGAAAAAAACAAUCCGAAAUCGCAGAGUUUCAAAUUCCGAAAUCUGGAUUUUUCUGUAAAAAUCCGAAUUUUCGAACUGGGUGCGACAUUCCGGAUUUCCCCCCGUAUCACACUAAGUAUACUUAUAGAAACGAUAGGACAUUAUAAUUUUAUCUGUCCGAUAUUUGUCGGUCUUUUUUUCAUUAUUAUUUUCAUCCCUUCGCUCACCCAAAAUAACGAAUCGUCUAUAUCACUGGCAGAUUGUGAUUUGGUAUAUCAUAAAAAAAACUAUAUACUAAUGCAGUUCUCGCGAAGACUUAUGUGUUGAGGCCACUGUACAUGACGUUUGUUUUGCUACGGAUUGCUAACUGGAAACUGUGAUGGGUACCGCUGCGCGAUCGAAUACUGGAUUUCGUGAUAGCACAUGUCCCAUUUCUUUGCUGGAUUUGCGCGUGAGCCAAUGAGAGAAUAUCAUUUUGUCACGUGGCCGUUCUACUGAUAAGAUUAUAGCUUUCAACAACAAAACGGAUGUUUCUCUGAAAUAAAACAUAUCUUACGGAAAAUAAAUAUAUUUGAUAUUUGUUCAUAUUUUAGGCUCUGAGCGGAGCGAAGAAUGUAUUAAUUGGACAAUGGUAUUAAUUUUUUUUUGUUAUCCGUGAACAACUACAAGUAAUUUUGCUCAUAUUUUCAAGUAUAGCACUUUUUCUGAAAGCGAAUCUGACUGGAGUGGCAUUUUAGGGAGAAUAUUUUUUUGAUUUUCCAGGCUGUUUUCAUUAAUAAAUAGGAAAAAUCGGGGGGAAACGUAGGUAACCGGGAAAAUUUACGAAAUUAUUAUUUUCAAAUCCCAAAUAUUACGGCCUUUCAAAACAUAACCGAACUCCGCUCAAAAUCGUUUUUCGUUACCAAAGAUUAACCGUUGCGUACAGAUAUACAUUACAUUCCCCUCUCAACCGUCGGCCGAAGUAUGUCCGUAUCUUUUAUUUUUAUUGAUAUUUCUUAUAAAGUGUUUGAUCAACGAUUCUCACUUCUCUCGAAUGCGCGAACCAUCGGGAGUUUGUAGUAUAGCAUAAAAUUAUACGAGAAUUAAAAAUGUUUCAGGUGGCAAAAUUCGUUACGGCACAAUCUGUCGUUCAACGACUGCUUCGUGAAAAUUCCUCGACGACCGGACCGCCCGGGCAAAGGAGCUUAUUGGGCCCUGCAUCCGGCCGCUCUGGACAUGUUCGAAAACGGGUCGUUUUUGCGACGCCGCAAACGGUUCAAAUUGCAGGCCGCCGACAGGGCAUUGUUGGAAGCCACGUUUGGCAGGUCACCGUCGGCCGCCGCCGCGGUCGCCGCGGCCGCAGCAGCCGCCGCAGCGGCCGGCGAUUCGCCUCCGCCGCCGCCGCUGCGGCAGACCUCGGUCGGCCAGCAUUUGCAGUCCCCGGGCGGCACGGCGACGACGCCCGUGCACGGUAGCGAACAGUCACUGUCACCCUCGCCUACGUCACUGGGGCACCCGCCGUCCGUGGUCGCCGCUGCGGCCGUUCCGGGAGCCAGCUCCGCGAAUCGCCGACACAAGCCCCGACCGUUCACCAUAGAGAGCAUCAUCGCGCCGGGCGGCAGACGCGGACGCUCGGACGCGGCCCCGUUGGACGCCACCGUCCCGCGGUCGUUGUCGCCGCCCACUUCCCCGCCGACCGAACGUGCCCAUCGCCGAUACCCGCCGCCCGUGUGUCUGCCGGCCCAGCCGCCGGCGCACAGGCUGCACGCCACUGCGGCCGAUCAUCCACACCAUCAACACCACGGCGGCAACGGGUACGCGGCACUGUACGCGGCCGCGCUACAGAAUCUGCUGCAGCAACAGUCGUUCGCCGCGGCCGCCGCAGCCGCCGCGGCCAACAUAUUCCCGGGGCCGUCCGCUCCUCUGCCGCCGUUCCACUACAUGCCGCACCAUCACGCCGCUUCCGUCGGCUUGCCGCCGUUCCCGCAACUGGUCAACUUUACGAACCUACACGACUGCGGUACGCAAGUAUACCUAAUAAUAAUAAUAAUAAUAAUGUCGCGCUUUUUUUUUUAAAUAUUACUACCGGAUGGCCAGUGGCGGAUUUACGGCAGCAGAGGGGAGCGGGGGGUCCGGGAGGUCUGGACCCCUCCCAUAGACGCCGAUAUGAUUUCAAUAAAAUUUCGUUAAAAAAAAAAAAAAAAAAAAAAAAAAAGCGUCCGUUAAUAGAAACACCUUUUAAAUACAUAUGAUUUUUCAAGACCUCUUCUAGAAAAACGUUGAAAAUCCGCUACUGCCCGCCGGAUUCCAUAGAUUUUUAAAAAUAGGAAACCCGUUACGAAAUCACAAUGGAUUAUUCGCGGUCGUCAAAAACAACGGAUUGAGGCCGGAAAGGUCGAAAUAAAGUGUACUGCAGUAUAAUAAUUAUAUACGCGUUAAAUUGUUGUACAAAGACGACGGCGGCGGUCGUUAAUUUCCCCUCUCGUCAAUAUGCGAUACUGUUUUAUGACCGUCGCGUUUUGGUAUACCGCACUUAGGGGACCGUUCCGUAUGUUUUCGGGGUGCCCAUUAUCUUCCGCCCCUUGUGAAAACUUACCCCUCCCGAAUCAUACACCCUCGAUUGACUUAACCCUCCUAACCUAACGUUUUCACAUUCGAUCUGUCACGUUGUUAUCGCAUGCAUAAUACUACAAAACCGUUUUCAAAUACGGUUUUCAGCCUAACGUAAUGUGGCUCACGAUGAUAUUAUACACGUUGCAAUAUCUCCUAAGAACAUAAAGAUAAUCGAAUUCUGUUUUGUUUUUCUAUAUAUACUACUCGUAUGGAUAAGAACUACAAAUAUUCAAAUUUGUAUACAAUUUUUGAAAUUAAAAAAAUAACUUUUUAUUUCAUUGUUUUCGAAAAUUUUGAAACGCCCAUUAGAGUUCAGAAAAAACGUACCUAUAAUUGUGCAACAUUAUUUCUGAACAAAUGGAAAAAAACUGAGGAAAAACAAGAAAAUGUACGAAAUAUAGGUAUUAAUAGAAUAUUAUGAUUUAUUUUUGUUCUGUGGACAGAGCUUUUUACAAGCAAUUUUGUUCCUAUUUACAAUGAUAGCACUUUUACUGAAAAGAAAUCUGACUGAAAAGAUACUUUAGGAGAUCAUUUUUUGAUUUCCCAUUUGUUGAGCAAAAACCGGGAAAAAUUGUGGGAAAACCGGGAAAAUCGGUACAAUAUUGAAUAAAUAUUAUCAAAGAAAAUAUUUAACGCCUAUUUAAUUGUUUUACCAUAAAUAUGACGUACAGGUUGUUGACAAAGCGUCACUAUUAACUGAACUCCGCUGAGAAUCGUUUUUUUCGAUGUAAACGCAGUGUUCACCGCAUACCUACUUAAUGGACAAAUGGCCGAGGGAAAUAAAUAAGAUAAAAUAUUAUUCAAAUCGUGUUUAAACGCCGUACAUAUACAAUUCGAAAAUAUAUAUAAUUGCGAUUUACAUCCGCGGAGAAAUAAAAUUAUCGAUCUGCGAACAACAGUCGUCCGGUCUCGGUCACAAUACGCGCAUUGUUACGGGCCCGAUUUAAAAUCACCGUCGUCCCGCUGUUGUUCGCGACACGUUCGGUUUGAAUUAUUAUUAUUAUAUUUCAAUGUGCACGGCGCGGCGGUAUAAUAAAAUAUCGAAUAUAAUAUAACGCAGGCAGUCUCCGACAGUGAUUGUUAUUAUGAGACUUCUCGUGAAAACGAAUUUAACGCGCGCGUGCGCGGUAUCCGUAUGGCCGUAUGAUAAUCAAAUAACGACGACGUCUGUCGAACGGUCGCCCGAGAGCUUCCGCGCAAUGCGUCCCGGUGAACACGUUGUCGCGUAAUGGGCCGAACGAUAAGACGGAUUUUGUACAGGGUGUACGGACACACGCGUCACUGUUGAUCAUUGCAGAUAACCGCGGGCGAGCAUUCGGCCCGUCAGGCACGUACGUUAGACAGAUCCGUUUACCGUGGGGGUGGUGGAGGGGGGGGGAAAGGAAAACCGACAAACCGAGAGUUAUAGUUAUAGUAUUAGGGGAAAAAAAAAACAAUAUUAUCCGGCUCUCUUUACUCGUGUAUUCUUUUUUCCGCUAUAACGAUUAAUUCGGAAAUGACCGUAGUCUUCCGGCACACAUUUUACGUGGAGCGAAUAACGGGUACAGGACCCCUUCUAGACCCCCUAUUACCCCCUUCCCCCCCUAUAGAUGCGGGCCUGUAUUCCGUGCUGAUAUUGCAACAAUAUUCGAACGAACAAUUUGGCGCCUUCCACUUCCGGUGCCCACUCUUUGAUUACCACUGUCCGCGAGUCGUGAGGAACAACGGAAUUCAUUCGGCUCGAAUAGAAAACUCCUCAGAUUCGAGAUUGAAACACUAUGCGACGUAAUCUCGCCGUAUCGAUAAUCACUGUACUGUCGCAAUGUCAGAUAAGUGAUUGUCGAAAAUCGCACAUCGUUCUAACAGGGUAUUAAUAAGAUUUAAUAAGUCAUGUUUCGUAACUCCGACGAAAAUGUUUUACUGUUAUUUUUGUAUACGUUAUACAAUUAAAUAUUAAUUUAGAUUUUUUUCAUUUAUAUAUUUCAAUAAAUAACGAUAAAAUACAGUGGUAACAAAUUUUUUUUUUUUUUUUUCCGUUCGAAUGAGGCCAAAGCAAGUACGCCCAGUAUUUUUGUUACUGCGCAUUAUUAUAGUGUUCUGUAAUAAUACAAAUGGGGAAUAUAAAUAAAAGCCUGUAAAACGAAGGGUUCGUAAGAUUAUCGCAAUAACAAAGUCCCUCGUUAUUUUUUGUUUCCCACCCUCUAUAAUUGCUAAUGGAAACCAAAAUCCGUCUAGUCUCAAAAUAACGUGACCGCCGAUAUAUCCAUAGGAAUUCGGCACCCGACGCAAACUGGCGUUUCGCUAUUUAAUAUAUAGAUACAGGUACACAACGCUAAAACCAAUGAUGUAUUGAUAAAUAAAUGUUUGAGUAUACGCACCUAAAAGGAGUUGAAUAAACCUCAAACAAUGUUUCUCGUUACUCUCGAAAUGACAUUCCACUCACAAUACGUCAAACUACCUAACCACACUUUACUACACAUUACCUAAAUAUACAUGUCAUCGUAAGUAAUGUUUUACCGGCAUACUUCUGAAAUUUAACAUUAGUAAUUUAUAGUUUUAAUUUGAAUUUACUUAGUUUCAAACAUACGAGUAAUAUGUCCACGUAAAUAUGUACGCGUUGUAAAAUUUAAACCGAAAUUGCGAAUUUUGUAAUAUUCAAUUGAACCACGAUGUAGAUAAAACGGUGUAAACUCAUAGGCUUACUUAGUAAAUCCGAAAAUAAGGAUCCGGGUAUACGUCGGUAUACCCACGUAUACUGUUCAAUCAUGAGUGCCCGAUGGGGUGGCAAGACGGAGCAACCCCUCCCCCUAGACUUCAAUAUAUCACAUGUAAUUUUACUUUAAGUAUUUUUUGAUGGUUAAUUUUAUUAUGCCACUCCCUGAUAAAUUUCUUGCGGGCGCCCAUGCCUUCAAUACAUCACUUGUUAAAACACAUCGAAAAUAUUAUAGGACAAAGGCCGGACGAUUUAAUUGUUUAAUGAAAAACAGUCAAAUACAGAGUCAAUCAAAUUAAACUGCAGAUAUAGGCGAAAAGCAUUCGGGGUUGAAUGUCAUGACGAAAAUUCGUCGAAUUUUAAGCGUUAAAAUGCAAAACAAUGUUAACUCGGUUGGUAAAAGUUUAUAUUUUAUCGAUCGGUUUCCGUUCGACUUCGUGCACCUGUAAUAUACACAGGUACGUUUUCGUGUACUUUUCAAGCGCGCGCCUUCUGAUUUUACAUUGUAAUAUACGCUUAUUAUUAUUAUUAUUUUUUUUUUUCGUUAUACUUGUAUACUUUUAUGUUGGUUUUUUUUUUUUCAUAGCAUUACGUUUUCUUCUAAAUGAUUUAUAACCGUCCGAGACCCAUUGUCCGUUAUAAUAUUAUUAUAAACGUGUAACGAGCCCACUAUAUACAAGAGACCCAUUACAAGACAGCUAUAGUGUACACAAAACGCCCGUGCAGCACACGCACUCGACUUCGUGUUAUAGUUGUUAGUCAUCGCCCGCGCCCGCGCGUGUGUAUGUGUGUAUAUUAAAAUAUAAUAAUAAUAUUAUUAUAAUGCUUCGUAAAAUAUUAAGCAUUGUUUGGAAAGCUAAUAUUAAUAUGGCGUGCUUAAAUCAUCAUUACUUAUAUUGUAGGUACCUACGUCAGAGAAAAACCUAACCUCUCUUAUUAUGCCGUAUACCUGUACAUAAUUUUUUGUUGUUAUUGUUGGUAUUAUUUAUUUAUUUUAUUAUUAUUUUUUUUUGUAUUUUUUUUUUUUUUUUUUUGUAUUCCGUCCCGUCAGAUUAUAUUAAAUAUACAAUAAUAAUAAUUGUCCGUUGGUGUAAAACAUGACCGUAAUAUUUAUAUAAGUAUAGGUAUACGAAAACGCCGUAUCGUUAUUCCGUUGAUACGCGUCACAAGAGUAGGUGUCAUGAUGUACACAAACGAAAUGUCACCCGCAAUGCAUUUUCGUGAGUCUCGUUUAAGUUUAAUUUACUAUUAUUAUACUGUAUAGCCGUAUACAUAUUAUAAAUAUGUAUACGUGUAUGAUUAUGUAUACGAGAACCCGGGAGGUUCGUGUGUAUUCCGGCGACUUAUAUAGGAAGCAGACACGUGGGUGCACAUCACGGGGUUGAGUUAUCGGUAGAGUUCAGUGCACUGCCGGUAACUGGCCUAUGCGAUGGGUACCUAUAGCCAUUUACAGACCUAAUUCGGAUUAGGCCCUGGCCGAAUCGUAACCGAGUCGGUUUUAAGCAUUUUAAGAGGUUGUACGAGUCGAGAAAGACUACAAUGGGUUGCGUAUUUACAAACCGUUUGGGUCAAACUCAAAUUAGUCUGUAAUUACGCAACCAAAGUUGUAGUUAGAGUUUGGAAUAGACUUUGGUUUAGGCUAAGCGCGCGUCUUAGAAAAGGGCAAAUAUAUAGAAUUGGGAGGAAAUUAUAAAUUUUGAAACGGAAAUUAAUAGACCAUAUAAUAAUAAUGGGAAUUUGUGUCAGGUCAGAGACGCUGAAAAGUCUCGUUACGGCUCCGGUAUAGUAUUUGAAGAUGCUCAAUGAGUAAAAUUCUGCAGCACAGUACCGGAAGAAAAAUCUCAGGGUUCCUUACCUCGGUAAAAUUUUCUUUUCUCUAAUCAAUUAUAUUAUACAAUUCGUCUGCAGCGAUUCUCUACGUUGUGGAGUCUUGUUAUUUGCCUUGGUCUUGAUUUUUUCGUAGGCACGGACCUUCUAGUAUAUAUUUUAUAUUAAUAAUAAUUUAAAUAAAACACUUACCAUCGUCGUAUAUGCAUACAUAGAGGAUUUGAUAACUUAAAAAGCAAUUUGUAUUACAUGGUUCUGGUGUACGCCUAUUAUGAACAGAACAAAGAACGUAUUUUUACUCAUCUGCGGAAGAAGGAGGGUAAUCCGGGUAAUGUGUACACUACAUAUUAUGUUGCUGAUCUUCCUAUUCAAUUGUAUUAUUAGUAGUGUUCGAUGUUAUUAUAUUAUUAAUUUCAAUUUACAAAAAGCAAUAGACGUAUGGUAACCGACAAAUUUGAACGCGCGAGCUUCACACGCCGUGCAAGUCAAAAAAAGAUAUUUUAAAUCCAAAGCCGUGAAAGGACUGGAGGGGGCGAUCAUGGGCGCAACUAGACCACCAACUUUGGAGGUGUUAGAAUUAUAGACACGUCACAGACCCGCGAGGCCAAUGCCCCAACAAUCCCUUUUACAUGACACAUAUAUUGUAAAAGGUAACUACACAUACAUUUCAUUUACAUUUUUUUUUAUAAAAAUAUAUCGAACUUUUUUUACUUCAUUUUUUAUGCACUGAUACAUUGUCCGCAUAGGUAAUCCGUACUUGUUCUGCUUAUUUAUUUUGAAAUACAUGGAUAAAAUAUUUAGUCAACAAUAUAUGAAAAAAAUGCGUUGUGUAUUUUUGAGAAUGCUAAAGACUUCCUAGCACCCCCCCCCUUUAGUUGCGCCUAUGGAGACAAUAUGCGGUUAAUGGCCUUUUUAUCGCCUAGAAUCGAGCGUAUAGCCCUUAUACGCUAAGUUACGUUGUCUAAAAAAUGCAUAAAUAAACAAUUAAAUUGUAUUAUUGUAAGCUCCUCCUCCCGCGGAUGUUAUACGGAAUAUACGCCAGCGCGUACGGUUUCCGUUCUGUACAUUAAAAUAUAACGAAUGGUGUGGAGACCUGCAGUAUAAUAACUACGUAUAUAAUAUAGGAACAUACAGUAGCGGCGGAGUGGUGCGGUAUUUUGUUAACAAUGUUAAAACCGUAUGAUUAUUAUCAUUAUUACCUUUAGUAUUUGUUCGAUAUUUAUUUAUUCCGUGUUAAAGGUGGCCGCGGCACAACACGCAGUAUCUCUAAUUCUCUACAAACCGGGAAAUCGGGUUCCUACGCGGGAAUCGAUGGUAGCCGUCGUUUUCAGUGGAUAAUAAAAAUAAUAACCUCGUCACGCGAUUAUCGUGUCUGAAUAAGGACGGGACGACAUAUUCAGUAACGUACCUGCAAAGCUAGAGUCAAUUAAUGAUAUCGAUGGCGCAAAUCAAGCGACUGGUCGAAUAAGUUAAUAACGCUCUGUACAUUUUUAAAGAAAAGUCGAUAUUUUUACAGUUUAAAAAAAAUAAAAAUAAAAACUAUAAUAACCACGCCAAACUAUUUCUCACCAAAGUACCAUUUUAGUGUGGUCAAGCAUUUAUCACAUAGAACGAUUUGUUGAAAAUCGCCGACCAAGGCUAUACUCUCGCCUACCGAUAGUUCUACUCUCGAUUGUUAUUAUUGCCCGUAUUAAGGUAUUUACACUAUGUGAAACGAGUCACAAACGCAAUAGGAAUCCUCUGAUCGGUUCUUUAAAUAAAUAUCGCAACUUUACGUAUAAUAUCGAUUACACGAUUUCAAUGAUAACAAUGAUGAAAGUGCUUUACUAUACGUUAAAUGUUAUUCGUUGUCAGCCUUAAUCAGAUACUGUUCCGAGAGAUGAAAAAAAAAAGUAGAUUAUUUUCUCAAACGACUGAUUCAUAUCACUAUUAAACAUACGGAAAUAAAGAUUUUAUUUUGCGUAUAUUUAGCGCGUAAAAUGUUUUAUUAAAACACACGAGGUUUAGGGGUAAAAUUAAAAUAAAUGUAGUUUACACGCCAAAAAUAUUAUAUAACCCGUUCUAUUAUUUACAAUCUGAAUUUUUUUUUUUUAGUAUAUUACACACUAUAAUAUCUAUAGAACUCGUGCCCGGAAUCGAGAUGUUUCGGUAAACAUUUUUUUCAUAAUAUUAUAUACACGUAGCUAUAAAAUGUCUUUUUAAUAAUUGCAGGCGAUUUUUUUUUUACUGUCGGAGAAAAUAACCAAUGGUAAUAUUUUAAUAUAGUGGACAUGUCUGCUUCGUACGAUUUGGCAACCAUCUGCAGCACUGCUGCUGCACGGUUGCACGGGUCGAGUGACUUUUCGUGGAACCGCGAUUAUCAUCUUAUACACACGAUGUGAUAUCCAAGCGUAAAUUAUUAUUGCAUUAUUAUUUAACGAUGCAGACAUGUAGUCAUAUUUUAUGGGAACGUAUGUGUGUAUACAAGGUGUUUAUUAUUAUUCUUUUUUGUUUUUUACCAUUCGUUAAUUCGGACGCGUCCGUUGUAAUUUUAUACGAUAUUGCCUGAUGUAAACUGACACUCGUCUGUAACUUUUUAUUUAAUAUCUUUUCGUUAGAAUACUAAUAGACUGUAUCAUUUCGGAAUGUGCGGCUAUUCCCUUUUGUAUUUUAAAGGAAGAGAAAGAAGAAGGAGGAAGUCCUAUACUGUAAUGGAAAUCAAUGAAAAGCAGGCGGUGAUGUUAACCGUGGCACAUGAAAUCAUAAGCGAUGAAUAAAGUAUCCAUAAAAAAACACAUAUACCAUAAUAAAUUUGUUAAAACCAUUUCUCGCUUUAUUAAGAAUCUAAAAUACAAUAAUCGUAGAACAAUUUAAUCCGCGUUUAAACAAAUGUACCAAAUCCCGUGAAUUAGCACUGAAAAACAGUGAGUGUUUCUCGCGUUACAAUUCUACAACAAUGGGAUAUGCAUGGUGUGGAAAGUGCUUAUUUUUCGUCAUUUUUGUUGCUUACUACACACAAUUUUCCCAGAGCAACUAGACGCAAACCCGUAGGGGGAGCUACGGUCCCUACACCACUACUUGAUCCCAAAAUACAAUUUUCCCUACCACAUUAUUCUUAAACUUAAUUAAGCAGUAAACUUGGAUAAUACCACAAUACUCACAUGUUUUCAACUCGAAGUUAAGCAUAAAAAAAAUAUUAAAGUAAAACUAUUGUCUUCUAAAUCUUAAAAAACUGCACUACAACUACUACAAGUACCUAUACAAAUUGUGAAUACCGUGAACCGAUACUGAGUGUAUGGCUUACAGUAUAUAACUGUCAAAGAUUAUCGUAUUAAAGUGUUAUCAGACAUUUUUUUUAUUAAUUUUGAGUAUUCGAUUACACAUUUAAUAUUUUUUGGUUAACACACAUUGGAUUUCGUAUUACAGACACAAACAAAUAGGCUCUGGUGUGCAAUCCAUGUAAUGAAUUACACACCUUGAACAUCCAAUUGUUACAGAGCAUUUUACAACGUGAGAGACACUCAAUGUUUCUCAGUGCUUAAAACCAUAAAGUUAAAAUUAAAAUGUUGUUUUUGAAAUUUUUGUUUAACUUUCUGUACAACGAAUAUAUUUGAUUUUUCGCUAUUACUUGUAAAAAUUUAAAUCAAAUUUAUUCCAGGUAUACUAUAAUAGGUACCUAUGCAAUAUAAUAAUUCCAUUGUAAUUAUAAUAACUAUUGUUAUAAUAUACUUACACAUGCACAAUCUAUUUCGUAUUAUAAGUAUAUUAAUACUAAAAUAAUGAACCUAUUUACUGUAGACCUCGAAAUAAUUCGUUGCACACGAGCCUUAGAAUUCAUAGUCGCGGUACCGAUGGUUACGAACACUAUAUAAUCACUCUGUAUACAAGACAUCGCGGAUUUCUGUCCUCCGGGCGAUAAAAUAAUGCAUUUUGUAAGGCGUUAAAUUAAACAAAUAACCAAUUACUAUUAUAUCGUUAUUUUCACUACGGCAAAUCGAAAAAAAAUAAAAUAAAAAUGACUACGAGUCGAUAUAAUGUAACCGUGUGUUAGCGCAUCCAACGGUAUUAUAAUAAUACAGGUAUAUUUUAUUUAUAGAACGUGGUGUACUUUCGCGUGUUACGUUCGUCUAAAUUAUGAUUAUUAUUAUUUUUUUUUUGCAUUACGAAACUCUACAUUAUAAACUAUUAUCCGCUCUCGGAUGUAAAAGUCAAUAGUGUAGCGAAUUAAAGUCGCGUUUGGUACAAUCAUAAUCGUAUAUAUUAUACCUACGGGCUGCAGUGGUUUUCGCGUGCGAGAAAAUACGAAUGCAAUAAUAAUACAAUACGAAUCUCCGUUCGAUCGUGAAUAAUAAUAAUAAUAUUAUUUUCUAAAUCGCGAAUUAUUAAAUGCGUCGAAUAGAAACGAAUGCAAUAAGCCCUCAGUUCUAAUAGUAUCCUUUAAGUCAUCUAAAGCUUCACCGACCGCAGACGUGCAUACAAUCUCGUAUCUUUUAUAUCCGAUAUAUCCUUUUGUAGAUAAACCUGAUUCUCCUACAGUAAAUACCUUAUCCCGAAUUUCUUUCAAAGUCCUCUCCCGAUUCACUCGUUUGUUUGUCUCUUUCCGUAUUCAUUUUUUCUCCAUUUCAUUUCCUUGAAAACUACUCUACGACCGGAUAGGUCUAAUGCGCACCGAAAACCGCGACCCAUUCAAUCUGAUGAACUUCUAGUUUAACUUUCUCUUCAACCAGUAUGUUAGUUAGCUUUAAUUUAGUUCAGAUUUAAUCUUAGUUUUAAUCAUAGUUACCGAUUCUGUCAUCUUUGUGAUCGUCUCAUUAUUUUAAAUAAAUACAAAUAUAAUAAUUAUUGUUAUUAUUAUCGUAUCAGCGGGAGUUAAGAUUACGGUACUUUUUAUUUGGAAACAGUUUUCUAUGGUUUCCUAACAAGUUCUCUAAAUAAUUGAAAAACCGGGUACUGGCUUACAUGAUUGGUGUUCGAUGUUGUUUUAUAUAACACUAACGAUCAAAUCAGGGAAAUGCGACAACAUUUUGAAGCCGGAUUGAUAAAUUUCAAUGUGAGUUUUACGAGAAAUUUCUGUAGCUAUAAAAUAUAUUGAAAUCCAUGAGUAGAGAAGAAUAAGAAAAAUAACGAGAAAGCAGAGUUACCUAUACGUGCAUUGUAUCGGAAACUGAACAUUAUAGAAACUAUCUAAUGUAUAAUAUUAUAAAUGCGCAGGGUACGUCUGGAGAAGUCAAAUCACUCAAAACAAUUACUUCGUACGGUGUUGGAAGGGGAUUCUAGGAAAAUACCUUUUAACAGACAGGGAAUAAGGUGAUCAAAAUCCGAUGAUGUGAAGAAACUAAAGAGGAGGUUUAGAUUGGAAAAUACGAACAACAGAUAGAUGACUGGAAGUUUGGAUGUUCGACAGAAUAAAUUACCAUAGAUGCUGUUUUCGUAUUUCGAAAAAAAAAUAUGACACUUGAAUUUUCGUUUUUCUUUUGUUUUCCAUAGUUUCAUAGGGAUAUAAACCGCUUUAAUUAUAAUGAUUUAUAGUUCAAUUAUCUCCAUUUAGAAUCGGUUUUUCAUUACGACGAUUUAUCUUUGCGUUCAAACCUUACAUAAAGCUUCUCACCAACAACAGAGGCUUAUCGGUAGAACGAUGAAGCACGCUGUUUUUAUACGUAUAAUAUACCUAUACCUCUUAAAUACGUUUUUUUAAAAUAAAGUAACGUAUAAACGAUUGGUAUUGUGCUUUCGGAACACGUUCGAGAGUAUUUUUUCUUAAAGGGGGGGGGGAUUUUUUCGGCCACCGUAAGUGUUUUCAAGAUUAAAUCUAUACGGGAGUAUUAUACGUAUAGUAUCCGAAUAUUACUGAUAUUUUUAAAGCAAUAUACCUAUACGGUCUGCUGCUGUUGCCUGGUACAGUUUUUCAGCAUACAAAGACAAGCAGAUGUUUUAUUUAAUAAAGGUGUUGGACGCGCAACACCGAUGACCGUCUUCGAAUAUACACACACAGGUCUAAAAAAAAAAUAAUAAUAAUAAUAAUAACAAUAAUAAAUGAUAAUAUUAUAUUAUAUAGGUGUAGGUAAUACUCGCGGUGCACCUGCACCCGGCCGGUGUUGAUUUUCUUCUUCUCUGACGAUGCCGAGCCGGCUUCCGGAGGGUACGAGACGGAAUAUUAUAUUAAAAUCUUAGCGCUGAAGGCUUUGUAUAUAUAUGUAUAUUAUAAACGUGUAAUUAAUUGAUAAUCAUCUUUUUUCAUAUUUUGAAGAGUUUUACACCGUUUUUAUUUUAUCUUUUCGAUAUUUAAUCGCUCUCUUAUUCCUACUGCUGUGGUUUAAUACCUAUACCGAUAUGUACCUACCCAUUUUGUUAUAAAGGUACACAUUAUUCUGUUAUAACAUACAGAUUGGGAUGCAGUAUACGAAUAUGACGGCGGAAAGUUCAACGGAAUAAAAAAUAUUACACGCUCAAGGUUGCAGUUUUUAUUGUUCGUAAAUAGUACCCCGGGUUUCUGCGGUAAUAAUAUUUAGGUGCAACGUAUUAGACAUAGGUACCUCGAUUAUAAGUUAUACUUAGACGAAGAAAACUAUGUUUUCUAUCAGAAAUAUUGCAGAAAAAUUCCAUGCAACAUUUUUUGUUAUUUUUACAUCUAGUUGUUGAGAAAAUGAGUCAUUUUUUGAUUUUAUGUGUACUUUUAUUACUAAUUGAACAUAGUCGGAAAAAAACCUCAAAAAGAGCAGGGAAAUUCACGGAAAUAAUGGUUUCAUUAUUUUCAAUUUUGUUUUUUUGUUAUUAUUAAAUUAAAGAUGGUUGCAGAAACUUGAAAUGCUGACAGAAAUCUUAUAUUUCCCUUUUCUAAAUGUGAUAAAAUGUUGAAAAUAUUUUUGAGCUAUUUAGAGGCAUAAUACAUUUUCUUGUUUUUUUAUACGUAGUUUUUCUUUAAUAGGUAGGUGUUAUAUAUAUAUGAAUGUAUAUUAUGUUCGGCUAAAUAGAAAUGGUUAACAAUUUAACAGAUUCAUUAUAAGUUGUACUUAAUGGUAAAAAAAAAGUAGAAUGUAAUGUAGUAUUUUUUUUAUAACGGUUUUAAGAUUAAGUUUUAAGGAAAAUCGUAAAUAUUACGGUUUUCUUAUCAUAUAUUAUCAAAUUUUGUUCAGAAUCGUUUUUCGUUAGUAAGGGGUUUACCGUUGUUUACAGAUAUAAAUUAAAUAACUUUUAAUACCUUACCAUCCCAAUUCCUGACUUGCAACACUGGGAUUCUCACUAUUUCAUCAGUAUAAGCUCUUUUUUAAAAAGUUUUUUCUGUCUGUAAACAACUUUGUGAAUAGAAAAUUGUUUCAAUAAAAAAAAUGACACGAGACUUUUUUUUUUCAUUUUGAAUAUGGUUGUUUAUACCAGUAUUUCGGUUCGUUUUUUAAAUAUAAUAUAUAGUACGAAUUUGCCUUAAAUUGAAUAGGUACUGCAAUAUUCAUCAUAUUGUAUUUGUUUAUUACAAAUCCAUUGCUAUAAUAUAUAUUGCGCAACAAUGCGAUGAAAAUCUAAUUUUUUUUUAUGAUUCCUUAACCGAACAUUUUUUCAGAACGUGAUUAAAAAAAAAAAAAAAACAAAACAAAACAAAUUAAUUUUGUUAAAUAAACUAAAAUUGUUUUAUAAUUGGUGUUUCAACUAGGUACCACAGUAAUGUUUGUUCUAUAUUUAUAUACCUAAUCAUUUCGUUAAUAUUUGACUAAUCCGUCAGGUCAAAGAAACGUCAUGGAGUAUAGGAUAAAAUACAAUUUAAAAAAAAAAACGCCGGUAAUUUAAUUUACCAAUUAAAAAAAAUAAAAUAUUAUUUGGUUAUUAAAUUUGAUUAUGUUAAACAUAAAAAAAAAAAAAAAACCGGUAAUAUACAAUGUAUUUACACGAAGGAUAGGUACAACGUUAACCGCCAAUUUGUUGAGGUAUACAUGUGUAUAUAUUCGGUUCGCGCGAUUAUUUUUUAUCUAUACGUACCUAAUAAUACGAUAAGCGUUUUUGACGCGCGAGAUUCGUAUAUCAUUAAAAAAAUAGGAAGGAAAAAAAACCAUAAACCUUGAGUGUGUACCUACGCAUAGUUUUAUUGACUUAGGUCGCGCAUUUUGCGUGUAUGUAAAAUCCAAAUGGAUCGAUUCUAUAGGUACCGUACUAUGUAUUUCACGCACGAGGUUCGGGCACGGUUAUUUAUAACGAGAAGGUUAAGAACGGCCUUUGGAUAUUGAAAUACGCAACAUAUUUCGGGUUAAUCGUAAUAAUAAUACGCGUAUUAAUAUUUAUUUCCUUACAAAUGAAACGUUAUCGCAUAAUACGGUACCUGCAGAUGUACUUCAAUAAUUUUUAAAACCGUUAUACUACGAUAACUGAAACGGCCGGGACACACAAUUUCUGAUACGCGCUUUUUAUUUAUUCGUUGUGCAUUACGCGUAUGCACUGUGUAUGUUAUACAGUGGUGACCCGCAGUGGCGACACGUAUUUUAUACUUGGUUGGUUAAACGAGUAAAUAGGCCCCGAGGCUUACCGAACCCCUCUAAAGGUCCUCCAAGUAAACAAAAAAUAAAAAUAUAUAUUAGCUUCCUGUCGGCCAAAACUGUAUACCCAAAUUAUGCCAAUGGACACUAUAAUAAUUUAAAUGUAACGUAUUUGUUUUAUAAAUUUGUAAUUUACUUGAAGUUUAAUGGUUUGACGUGUCGUACAUUGUACGAGAUUAUUUUGUUCUAUUAGAUUUUAUGCUAAGCUUUGGGGUAAUUUAUACUCUAUGUUUUAAAGUUCAUCUCAUCUUAUAAAGUUUAAAUAAUUAAUAACAUGUUUGUUUUGUUUUUUUGAAAUACUGAAAAAAAUCAUUAUUCAAGAGGCUUCAUCAGAGAACGACCUAGUCAGCGAUUACCGUCAAUCCGACCUGGCUUUUUUGAACAUUUUGGAAAUCUUGUCCCCAUAAUAAUAGGUUUCCUGAAUGUUUGGUUAGGUUUAGUUAAAUCUCGUGAACGCCCCCCAAUUUUCGGUAAAUAUAGUCCUCUCUCGACGUUUUUCCCACUGGAUUCGUUGUAUGAACCUAUUUAUAAGUAUUAAAUGUCAUUAGGUAUCUGCAGUACUGUAUAAGCCAUAGACGCUGCAGUGUAGCAGCCGUAUACGAUUUUCUCAUUGAUAAUGAUUAUGAUCUUUAUCACAUCAUAAACGCCCACCUCUUAUUAUCUCAAAUCGUUUGUAUCGUAAUUGAAAUUAGAUUAAUUCGCUUACAAAAUAUUACAAUCGUUUGGGAAAAUUGGAAUACAUAACGCAAAUUGGGUUUUGUGAGUUGGUUAAAACAAUGUUCAAUGAUAAUAAAACUUCUGUUACAUUGAAUAUUUUAAAUAGCAUAAAUCAAGUUGGUAUGUACAAGCGCAGCUACAGUGUAUAAAAUCCAAAACUUCUACGUGCCUACCUACACCGUAUAAUGAUAAUUGUACGGAAUUUAGUGGGGAAUCUAGCUAUACUUAUGUUAUCCAUAACUAUAAUUCAUUAUAAAAUUCAAAUUAUUAAAAUUACUAGAAUAGAUACCUACUUUAUCAUAAGAUUUAAUUUGUCUGUAGCUAAUUACUUGGUAAUAGGCAUCAAAUUAAUCAAGUAACCCAAAGGUUAAGUAAGUAAUUAGUUGUAAAACUUCUAUUAAGAAUGAUACCUCUUUGGUGUUGGUUUUGUAAUACUAACGACAUCGUACAUCAUUCUAAUUUAUAAUGAAAAUAACAAUUAUGGUUAUUUCGAUUGUGACAAGAUUAUGUGCGAUUAUGUUGUGAUUAGAAUAAUAACCAAUGAGAACGUCGUAUACGGCAUUGCAGCGUUUAGUGAUUCAGAAGAGAAUUUUGAGGAUUGGGGGGGCACAGAUAUACUUUAGAUUAUGACCUAUUAUUUUUCAAAUUGAAGAACUACAUUAAAAUUAACUGAAAAACCAAAAAAAAAAAAAACAAUAUUUUAGGAGGGGAAUUGGUGAGUGCCCCAGUGCCCCAUCUAGCUACAACACUCAUAUAGGUAUACUAUUGUUUUAAGAUCUGGUAAUGAUUUCUCAAUAUAAUAUCGUUUCCCUCUUGCCAAAACUCGGUAACGGAAAAAUAGUAAUUGUUCAGAACCUAACCUAACCUAACCGACUUUAAAUUUUCAACAAAAUUAAUUUUUAAUCUCAGCGCUACAAAAUGUUUAAUUUUUAAGAAAUGUUUUUUUUUUUUUUUUUUGAUGAAAUCUGCUUUUAUUAGGUUAAUGUAAUACAGUAUUUUCAAUCAGUAAAGUAUUGUUUGUAAUUAAUAGUUUAGUCAUUAAUUAGUUUUAUCGAAUAGAAAAAUUAGUAUUACUAUUUUUUUUUUUUUGGUCUGGAAAAAAAAUAUUUACAGUAAAUAUUAAUUAUAUUUUUCAUAUAGUUUUUAUAUCAUUGGUCAUAUUGUUAGAUUAUCAUCAUUAGAUCGUACUUAUACUUAUAUCAAUAUUAUUAAUGUAUUUGCUUUAGUGUACAUUUUUGUUAUUAUUAACAUCACUAUAUUGUUGUGUUUAUCAUGAAAUUAAGUUUGAAUUAGAAAUUCACUUAAGACGUCUUUUGCAAAUCGUUAGAGAAUAAUUUUUUACACUUAAUAGCGCUAUUAUCACAAAAUAGUAAAAUUUGGCAUUACCGAGUUUUGAUAAAAAACCGACGAUCUAAUAAUGUGCACUCAUUAAUCACCGAUAUAUUUGAUAUAGUUGAAAAAUUAAAGGAAAACGGAAAAUAAUUUUUUUUUUUUUUUUUUACUUUCUAACCCCACACUUUAGUCAAUUAUUUUUGUCAUUGAUUAAUAAUAGAUAAAUUAACUAGUUUUGUCUAUAUUUUUGAUCAAUUUUCAUUUAAACAAUCGAUUUUCGAAAUUCGAUUUAAUCAGUUGUAACGUGAUGUUAAUCAAUUCGCAAUUAUUUUAAAUCGAGUCGAGUGAACGUUUUUCUUUUAAUAUUUAAGAGAAUGUUGUAUCUGCAUCUACUGUCUCAGUCCAACUACUGGGUAUAACAUGCUGGGUAAAACAAUGCUUAUGGAGAAUAAGUAAAACUAUCUUGAUUUUUAUUUUAGAAUAAAAAUAUCUAUUAUAAAAUAUAUAUAGAGAACAAUGUUUUAGAGGGAAUUACAUAGGUGUUUUUUGAAUUAUGAAAUAUUAAAAAAAUAGUUACACUUAUUUAAAAAAAAAAAAAAAAUAUUACUUGUUACUUAUUUUGCGUAAACAUUGUUUUUGCAUGUUAUCCGGUAGUCGGGCUGAGACAGUAUAGAUGCGGGUAUAACGUCUUCUUAACUGAAAGCCUGUUUAUUCAAUAUUGUUUUUGUAAUCGAGUGUUUUUCACCGAGACGAAUAUUAUUAUUACAAUACUGAUACUAUGGGGUGGUGAAGGGGGGGGGGAUGAAUUUCUCAAUUUUUAAUUCUGGAAAAUAAAUAUAUGCUUUAUAUGUUUGGAUUAUAUUAUAAGUGGUACAAUUAAUUAGCGAGCGUAUUACGCCUAUCACAAUAAUUUCUUUUAUAUCGGGCCGUUUGUUCAGGUAAUAAGUUACAAUAAUAUUUCGAUUAGGUUUUUUUUUUUUUUUUUGAAGGUUUUCGUUCGACCCGAAUAAUUAUAUAGCACUCGUUAUUAUUAUAAUAAUUAUUACGUAAUGAUGUGUGUAUAUAGGCGUACUAAUAUUAUAUUUUACAUAAAACACGUUGCGGGUAUAGGCGGUGCGCGCGCCCGCGCGGUAUCAAUGAUUUAUUAUAAUAAUAUUAUACACUGUCGGAUACCAGUAUUACAUAUAGAAACAGUAAUUUCGUAAAAAAAAAAAAAAAAAAUUUAUCUAACAUCAAUAAUAAUUAUUGAUAUUAUACGAGCCUAUUUACAAAUCGAACGCAUCGAGACGGCGUUGUACAUUUUAAAACCGCUAUGCAUAGGUAAAUGUGCAAAUUAUUAUCUACAUUACUAUACAGCUGGUAUUUCGUAUUUGAAUGUGUACGCCUAUAUAUUCUGUAUACGCACAUAAUUUAAUUUAUAAAAUUUAAAUUAAUUUAACAUUAUCCGCGUUGCGUACGUGUAGGUAAUAAACGUGUACAAUUUAAAUAGCUUUAGGUUAGGUCACCUCGUUCGUAAUAAUAUUAUGUAUACACAGGCGCCCGUCGCAUCUCGCCCUCCCCAGAAUUCGGAAAAGGCCGUCGCAAAUUGCACUUUUUGUAAACGUAUAAAUUAAUGCGUCUAUUUUAUAACGAAUAUAGUAUAAUAAUAAUAUUAUCGGUAUACAGUAAUACUAUAUACGUUCGUUUCCUAAUGGAAAAGGAGAUCAUAGCUCCCGCCUCCCAUCACCGCCUUUGAAUUUUUGUCUACACAAUAUAUAUAUAUACAUUGAUAAAAUACACAACGACAAUAUCGUUCGGACGUCUAUGGAAAAACAUAAGAUAUUUUGUCAUUAACACAACUUGAAAAUAGUAGAACAAAAAUUACGCGUUUCGCGUAGCCGGUUUAUCUGUAUAACAUCAAUAUAAUGUUACAAAGACGAAACGUAAAACAUUAUUGAAAAUAAUCGCCGCGUUAAAAAAAAUCAUAAUCAUUAUAUUGAUAAGCCCGUUAUAAUAAUUGUUGUCGGAGGUUUUAAAAUUCAAAUUUACCUACAAGCCGCGUGUUAUAGUUUGUGAAUAUUUUCAUACACUGCUGCAGUGUUCGACGUGUUCGUUAUCGGAUUAAUAUAACAUAUGUUUUUAAUCUCAGGUUAUACAAUAAUGAGUAACUGUAAUAUGCCUAGUCAUUAGUCAUUACCGAUGCACGUUUUUUGUAUAGUAAAUUUUAUAACCAAUGAAUACCCGCUCGAAGCGGGCGCUAAUAAAAAUCUACGGAUGGCUGUAAUUAAAAAAUUACCCAAACGUAAAAUUUGUCGACUUUCAAACUCGUUUUGACCCGUUUAUUCGUAUUCUUUAUUGAUAAAUUACAUCAUAAAUGUAAAACACAAUUUAUACGGUAAUUGGAUAGAUAUAACGAUAAACACGUAAUCAAAUAGGUAAAAUUACUCGAAAAACCGAAGAAAUCGUCAUUUGAUCGACUUUAAAAUUAAUUAUCAAAUUGGCGACUCUGCAUAAUACGUGGACUAAAUUUCCAACUUUGGGCCGACACCCGUCCAAAAUGCAUUUUCCUUUCUCCGUCCCUGUAAAUACCUGAAUUUAUUAUUCUCGCGUAAUCACCGUAGUGCUUUUCCCUCUUCAAAAAAGAGCGUAAGUCAAUACCGUACCCAUAUUACACUAUAUUAUAUUAUUAAGACGGGCUAUUCAAGUUAAUCGCGCAGUUCGUCGUUCAAAUUAAAAUUAUUCAGCGUGAUGCGUAUCUCGUAUUUUAAUAAUGUAACAAUGUUCGCGAAAUGAUGAAAUUAAUUUACAAAAACGUAAUAUGUAAUAUAAUGUAAUAUUGUUGAACCGUGACAUUAACGGUUUGUAAAUUAUAAAUAUGUAUUUUACGGCAAAUUAAAAUACAACAAAUAUUGCCUAGCCGUCGUAUGUUCGCGAUUUACGAGCAAAAUUAAUCGACCAUUUUUUUUACGAGUUCGACACGAUUUUCGCACCUAUACAAAACGUACAAUCGCACGCGAAUUUAGUUGCCUACGCCAAACGGCGGCGUGAUAAUAAUACAAUAAAUUGUUCGAUAAACGUUACGAUUUAUUAUCAUCGUUUUAUUAUUUAUCACGGGUCGGACCGGGCCGUCGCGCAGCGCAUUAUUGUGCUAAGAAGGGUUUUCUGCGUCCGAAUGCCGGUGACGCGUCUAUGAGAGGAAGUGAUGGAGACAUUCACCCCUCCCUCCGUAGCCCACAUAAUGUGUGCGCAUUGUUAUUAAACGUGUUCAAAAUUGCUUAUUUUAUACAUUUAAAUGUUUAAACUAACCUUUCCAUCAUGCUGCCUCGUUUUCUGGCUUCUUUUUUUUUCCCGCGGAAACGUUCGGCCGCAACACUGCAGGCGUACGUAUUACGAAAAGUGAAAAAUAUAAAACCGUAGUUUUUCGCAUUCCGUAGUCGUCGUCCUCCCCGUCCGUGGUCGUAGCGAGCAGUAAAUAACAAUAAUAAUAAACCGUCGUACUCAUUAUAACUGCAGUGCCGCCUCUGGAUAUGCGAGGGUCCGGGGCCAUAAAAAAGAUAAACAAGUAUGAAAAGUAAGUUUUACAUAUAGUAUAUGUGUAUAUUUUUUUUUUCUGCGGUCUAGUAUAUUUGUGCUACGCCACCUAUAUAUAAUAUAAUAACUGCGGUGCGAGGAGGUUAUAGGGAAUAAUAUUAUAUAGGUGGUUCGAGAUGACGAAGAAGAAGAAACCUUUUAUAUUACAUUACGUUCUCGUGACCGCAAAAACGUUCACCCGACACCUGGGCCGCCGCCGCCACCGAGCUCAGACGAAAAUAUUAUUAUUAUUAUUAUUAUACGACCUGACCGCUGCCGAUGUAUGUCUUAAAAAAAAAAACAUAUAAUACGCUAUUGUACGUACGUAUAUAUACAUCAGUCGGUCGCGUUUAUCUUUUUAAAUUCCAAUUACCCGCUUUACACACGCGCGCGCUCGCGGGAGCGUAUACUGUUUACAACGCAUUACAUUACAGUAUGGCCACUGCCCAGUGUGUAUAGGUAUUAUUAUGUAGAUCGGGUGAUUUUUUUAUUAUUAUUUUUUUUUCUCAAACCAUGUUUCGGGAGAUAAUGUUUCUUUUUCCUCCGCCGCUGUCACUUGACCGCAUCGCACCAUAUCCAUCGGUUUGUACAUACGGUAUUAUUAUAUUAUUUUGGAAAAUUAUAGACGCAGAUGUACACACGGAUGUUGAAAAAGAUCCGUCUUACGCCGUACGCGACAAUAAUAUAAUAAUAUUUUAUCGGCCCGUAUAGGCACGCACAGACGUUAACAGCAGAUAGGGUGCUGACAAAUACUGUCGCAUUUCUCACCUCCCCCGCAAAUUUAAAUUCACAUAAUAACAAUGUUGGCAAAACCGUAGCACACAUAUAAUAUGUAUAUAUAUCGGAUGGAUUCUGUAUGGUCGCAUAGGUCUCUAGGUUUCGAAAUGAUUAUGAUACGAUUAUGACUACGAAAAUCGACGAAUAAUAAUUGGCAAUCUAGAUCGCGCCACGAGGCAAGUGGUUUUUCGUGGUUUUUCAUAUUUUUGAUAAGAAUCUUUGUGGCCGCUUUUUAGAGACUCUUGGUGUUACCAGUAUAGUAUCUACAUCUGUUUUUCAUCAUUAUCUAUAUUAUCUAGGUGGUCUCACCUCAUUGUUCCUAAAACUCUGUUUUUAUUUCACGUACCGUCCUUACCUAUAAACAGAUUGAUCGUUGUAAUUUUGUCAAAGACUGCAUCCAGUCACAGUCUCUGGGAUAGAUACACUGUUGUGCUUUUAGUUUAACGUAGUUUCUACGUAUUUUAAGCCAGUCCCCCCCUUCUUCCCAUUGGAAAAUCCAAAAACAAAGUAUGCGAAUAUUUAGCGCGUAAUUCGCACGUAGUUUCGUAUGAUGUGUUGCUUUUGCAUUUUUACUCUUCGAUUUUUGUUUGCCGAUUGGUCAACUAUAAAGUCCGAUUAACAGCUGAAGUCGGAAGCGCAAUCCUAUGAAGAAAGAGUUAAAUCCAAGUACUCGACGAGAUGGACGCAUAAUGUGGUUUCUUCGACUUUCGACCGCAAAACACUUCCGUGUCCCCGAGCCGCUAAUUAUAUCGUUUGACUUGUUCCGAAUGUUCGGAUACAUAUAAUAAUAUUAUUAUUUCGUUUUUCUUUCACACGCCUCCCGACAGACUGCCUGAGACAGUCAAAUGGGAACUUGCGAGCGUCAUUUACUUGAGAAGGGGAAUAUUUUUCCGAAAUCGCGUCAGAAUCUGAGUAAAAGGUUUUAAUGUAAUGACGAAUAAACGUUACACAAACCGAAUUGAAUGAGUAUAACUUUUUUUUAUUUUUAACAGUAAUGUCUGUGAUGGAUAAUCUAUUUUCUCGAAAUUUCAUCAGAGAAUAAGCGUGCAACACGAGUAUUACUGUUUUGUACGUUCUUAAAACUACUAAUUAUUUAUUGAACCACAAUAAACAAUGUAAUCACGUAAUAUUUUUUCGUUUAUAGAGUAUUUUUGAUUGUUUUAGAAUUUUUAGGCCAUUUAAAAUCAAUUUGUUCUCAUUUAAAAUGAUUUUUAUAUAAUAUUAUAUAAAAUAUUGAAAUGAUCCACGACGAUGUAACAUGAAUACAUGAUGAUUAUUAAUUUAAAUUGUAUUAUAUCAAUUAUUGUGUUAGCUAUAAAAUAUAAUAUUUCUAACUGUUGUCUGUGGGUGUAAAAGGAGACUCUUACCACCACAGAAAAAUUGCCUUGAUUGCAGGUGCACUCUCAUGCCUCUCUAUCUCCCAAAUGUCGCUACAAAGUACGACCGUUCUUGCGGGCGAAAAUGAUUUCGCGUGGCAAUAGGGAUAAUUCAUUGCCUCUUUCUUUUUUUUUUAAUAUUGCUUAACAAAAUAAUUUCUUGGGAACUCGAGUUUGUUCAUUUGUUUUAAAUAAUGGUAUAGAUAAAAACAAAUUUGAAGAGUUAAAAGUUAGAAAUUUACAAUUUGUAUGGACUUAUUAUAAAGUUGACGUGAUCCCUCUACUAGGUAUGAACAUAUUCUCGGUGACGCAUGUUUUUGAGUCGAAAAACGCGGCUGGCACUUCAGGGCCUGAGAUGAUGGAAAACAAAAAUCAGGUCGUAAAUUGAAUACAUACAAUGAAAGAACGCUACAAUAAAUUCAUUAAAAAAAAAAAUGUAGUAGCUCUACAAGAAACAUAAUAUACACCUCUAAUAUUUAUACGGACGAAUAAAAACGACAAAACUGCAGGGUGGGUGUUAUUAUAAUAUAGGUACCUGCUACAAAACAUAAUGGACGGCAUCAUGUUCGUGAGCGCAGGACCGUAACACGCCCGGCGCCGUAAUUUCGCAUAAAUGCAGUUUGUAAAUUAUAAUUUUAUAGAUAUACGCGUUUAAAAGAACGGAAAAUAAUUAUAAUUAUAUUCCAUUGUAGAGCAAUUAAUUUUCAGUUCACCUUUGUUGUUGUUAUAAUAAUAUAUUGUUCGUCCGUUGUUCCGUUCGAAGACUUAAACGUGUACAUUUUUUAUUUAUUCUAAUAUACAAUUAAUUAAUAUAGUCACAAAAAUGAACGAAAAAAAAAAUAAAAUAAAAAUGAUAAUAAGUUUUAUCUCUUAUUCCCCCAGGUUUUAUUUAUCGGACGAUUCCGCGUGAAAUGUGGUCCGAAAUGAAAGCGUUGUCGGUCAACGUAGUUAUGAUUUUUGAUAGGUUAGUAAUCUUUCGUAGUCUUGCGAAAAAGAUGCAGUUCUGCUGGAUUUGAAUUUGUUUUUCACACCGAUCUGAAAAGUCCAGUGAUAGAACAUUAUGUUGCAAUAUCUAAAUAUGUUGAUAUUUGAAUAUCACGGCGUUUUCUCUGGGGUUUCACUGGAGUUUUCAUUUUUCGUCGUCAUAUUUUGAGAAAUCAUACUGGAAACCGGUACGCUUAAGACGUUGCUUUUAAUUGAUCGAAACGAUGACGGGGUUGAACACCUCGCAUGACACUGUUUGAUUCAAAUAAUUUGAUCUUGACACGUAAUGUUAUUAUUGUACACCGCAUUCGACGAAUCGUAUAUGACGUAUAAUAUUCUGAUAAAAAAAUUUAAACUCUCGGGUUUCCAUAUAAUUUACCGAAAGCGUUUUCUAAUAGACUCGUGCAUCAUAAUGGUCCAAUGUGCAUAUUAUAUUUGUCGGUGAUUCACGAUUCCGUAUUACACGAUUCUGCAUACACAACGACUACGUACAAAAUGGCUUUGAGACGUUGCCGUUGUGACGUUUCGGUCGCGAAAAUCAUGUGGUCGUCAAGUUUAUUGAUUUUCGGACGCGUCAUAAUACUCGAGCGGUAGAGUAAACGAUCGUGUUUUUGGUAGAAUAGUCAGUGAAGACGGAGCGGAUCUGGGUGUUCCAGAAAAACUGUUCCUCAAACGCACAGGCCUCCAAAACUCGCCGAAAAUAUGGGACGUUAUAUCGUGUUUUUAGAAAUUUGGGGAAAAACAUGCAACAAAAAAGUAUCGUCUAAACGACAUAAUACGACGAAUACAAAACAAACAAAACAAUAAAACUGCUUAAUUUUCAUUUUAUUUUAUGCACGUCUUCAUAUCCAAUGGCGCGAUGACGGCAAAACAAAAAAAAAAAAAAAAAACAAAAUCUAUUAUAUUACGGCCGACCGCUCUUUUGUGUAUGUAGAUACUUAAACGAGUUUAAACGGCAGAAAAAUGAACACAUCGGCCCCUACAUAAAAGAACUGUUUCGUUUUUUCUACUCAAAAUCCAAAUCGUGUACAACAAUAAUUAUACAACGAUAUUAUUUUACGAAAAUAUAGUAGUGGUGGACGGCGGCAAUGACGACGACGACGAUGUUUAUCUGCACAACUAUGGGAACCACUAGGUGUAUAUAAUACGAGUAUAAUAUACCCGCGUGGGUACGUGUAUAAUAUACAGGUCCGCGUAUACCGCGGUAACCGGGCAACCCUAUAAUUACGGACGACACUCGAAGCCGUCAGUGUUUUUUUUUUUUUUUUUUUUUUUUUUUUUUUUUUUUUUUUUUAUUAUUAUUAUUAUUAUUAUUAUUUUUAUUCUCUUUUGUCGGCUCUCGGAGCGCACGUUGCGUGGGCGUGGCCAAACACUCCCGCGAGCCUUCUAUCGCGUAUACGCAAACGCACAUAGGUACACCGCACGCACGCGGCUUGGACAUUCCACAGACACGACUCCGUGUAUCUCUUACCUACGAUAAUAAUAAUAAUAAUAAUAAUAAUAUUCCAAUACACCCGUAAGCUUUACCUAACCCCGUAAACGUCGUUAUACGAGACGUAUGUACGCGCCGCCGCCGACGUCCGGGCAAUUUAUUAACAACGUUCGGUUAGAGAAAACGAAUCGUCCUACGCCCGCCACCACCGCCACCACCGUCUCGCGGCGAGACAGCUUUGAGGGCGCUGGGUACGCCGACAUUGCUCGAGGUUUUCUCGCAUGGCGUUGAUACGCGUAGACGAAUGCGAGUAGCGCGGGUGUUUGAAGACCGCGAGCCUUUGGACGGUCGACAGAGGUCUUGGGAUAAUAUAAGCCGGGCCGAAACGAUGUCGAGAAAAUUGACGAGACAAAGUGUAGACGGAAGCCGAGAAAGAGGUAUACCCGACCAGAGAUAAGGUUCCUUGAGGUUAUUAUACAACAGAGAGAUACGGUCACUAAUGGCGCAGACACGUCUUAUUCGGACAUCCGGACUAACGCUGUGUUCUCGGCAUGAGAAUAUGCUUGCCCGAUAUGGGAAAAAUCAGCACAUUCAAAGGAAGUUGAUAAUAUGGUCCUAAAUGAAUCAGUUUGGAAUGAUAACCGGAUGCUCAGUCGCAGCAGGAGGGGAGGAGGUUAUCAGAUAGGAUUUUAAAUCUUGGGGCAUGCAAUUCCAUCGUCACUCCUCCCGUGUAUGGACUGAUACUACCAUAAAAACGUCGACGAUCCAGGAAAAGUUUCUUAAACAGUUAUGAACCACUGAGAGUCCUACCACCGGAAAAACGAACACAACCAUAUGAUGAGGACCACCCGGGUCAUCCUUAGGGGGAACGGGCAGGGCCCAGGCCUUGAGUCUUACAUUUUUUACUUGGAUUUGGGGCCUCACAUUCGAAAAUAAUACUUCGACAUAUAUCGUCAUUGUUGUAGGUGGAAGGUAAGGUAUAGUUGGAAAUUUAAUUUAUAUAUGUAUGCAACGAUAAACCAUUGCUAACGAAGAACGACUCGGAACGAAGUUUCUUUAAAACAUGUACGUAUAUUUUUCCGUUUUUUCCAAUUAUUAUGAAAAUCGAAAAAUGACUUCGUUAAAGCUUAAAAUACCAUCUAGAUAAAAUAUUUUUUCAGAAAUGAUUAGAACACUUGAAAAUCGAAGCGAUAUGUCUGGUAUAAAAAUUGUUGACAAAUAAAAAAAAUAAAAAAAUAAACAUCAUCACAACAACCCAUACAUUUCUCUCUCCGCUCCAAAUCUAAAAAUGAAAAUAUUUUAAAAAUUUCGCUCUGAGCCCCGCAAAUCCUAAUGACUAGAAAUGCUUCCCAAAUUAGAAAUAUUCUCAACUGUGUAACCUCCCAUGUGAACUACGGAUAAUAUUAAAUGGAACAAGAGUAUGCGUUGAGACGGCAAAUACCAAUCUUGUUAAAAACGAGAUCCUGCAGGAUAACCAAACAUGUAGAUGUGGAAAGGUACACACAGAUCACUGUAUCAUGCAGGACGGUUAUAUUCUGCAGCAUUUUCAAGCACCUCGCAGAAUCAUGGACCGUAAAGAUCUACUAUUGACCAUAUAUAAGAAGACUGAGAAAAAAAAAACGAUCAGAUUUUGGUGCAGAGAGAAUGUAAACGAUUGUUGACCAUGUACGAUGCAAGAAGAAGAGAGUAAAUGAACUUAUAGAGAAGGUGGACAAAUUUGCAUAAAUGUAGCGGGGAGAUGGAAGAGUGGAAGGCGAGAAAAUAAUGAGUAUAGUCGAUUCGGCUUGUGUAAAGGCAAAGAAGAAAAUAAUAUUAUAACGUUGUGUAUGAUAUUUUUAUAUCGGUCGAGGAUUCCGUUUCAACGUUUGUCGGUCCGUUGAAACGCUUCACGGGUGUACCGCUAAUUAUUGUUAUCGCCGUGCCGUCUGUGCACUUCGGACUUCGCAGACGGACAAUUCACUUCCCGACAAGCGGCGUUUGCGGGCACACGGCGAUGACCUGCGCGGACCCCUAGCAAAUCGCGAUAGAAAAAUAUUAUGCGCCGCCGUCCUAGAUUCUGACCGUUCGCAACCGCAAACCGUCACGGAUCACGGAUAUAUUUUAAACGAUUAUAAUGAAAUAAUAACAGCGCUCUCGAUAAAAUUAUCAAUUAAAUCGCGCGUAAUUUACCGCGUAUACGCCUACGACCGUUUCGAGAGCCACCGUAUAAGUAUAAUAAUUUCCACGUACAUGAUAUCCACAAUAGGACGCACUAGUUCCUGCGUAUCGCGGCGUAUAAUAGUAAAUUCGCGUUCAGCAGCGACAACUUUGUGCUGUUAGUUUCGAUAUUAGAAUGAAUUGACCUAUUGUAAGAACAAUAUUUGUGUAACCAUAGAGGUUUUUCUCGGCAUUUCAAUUUUUAAACGAGAUACGCGUAUACGCGAACCGUCACAGUUCAAAAACAAUUAUGUGUCGCAUAAAAAUUAACAUAUCGACGGACAUCCAAUGUAAUAUUAUACACGGUGGCGCAGAUAACGUUCUCGCCUUUAACUUUGAUGAUGGGUCAAUUCGCUCUAAUAUCAAAACGGACGGCACAAAAUUGUAUCGUAAACGUAUGUGAGACGAAGACCGCACACGCGGGUAUUACGUCUUCGUGAUAAAAAAAAAAAAAAAAAACCGUAUCUGACCGCCGUUGUUGACGAAGGUGCACUCGUUAUACGCGAGCCGUGUUUAGCGAAUUUAAUUCGCUGUGACCAAACGAUUAUUAUUUAUCGGCACGCGGGCUAAUACUGUGCUGCAGGCUAAUAUCGUCCCGGCAGAGUUUGAUAUAUAUAUAUUUUUUUUUUUAUCGUAUUUUAACUCUUUUAGUUCUAAAUACAAACACUGAAUGAAUCUGAUGUAUGUAACAAUCAACUCGUCUUUAAAACUAUAUCGCUCUUUUUGACGUUUUCGAAUUUUUUCGGUUUUCUUUUCGAGCCAGUUUUCCUUUUUGUUUUAAUUUACUUUUUCGGUAUUUUUAUCAGUAUUUUUUUUUCUCAACAUUUAUACUCAAUAUUCCUUAAAAUCGUAUUAAGUUUCACUACAUUUCGGUGGUGCUUUAUUGAAACAUUGAAAUGGUUUUGUUUUGGAGGAGAGAUUUUUGAGCGCGUUCGAUUCGUUCUUAUAACGUAAAACAACAAUAGUGUAUUAAUAUAUUUUUAGCGUAUUACUAAUGUUUUUGGUUCUGAUCCGCGUGUCUACAAAAUAAAACAUAAAAUCGUGUAUGUAAACAUUUUUUUAAAAAAAAAACCUUUUAACAAUAAUAAAUAAUAAAUACGAAAAAAAAAACUAAAAACUCCGCUUUGCGCACGUAAUAUAAACCGAGAGGCGAUAAAUUUCGAAAAUAUCGAUUCGCUUAUAAUCGUACGGAUUUAUAGACGUGAUUUUUAAUCUCGUUGUACGCGUGUACACUUAUUAUUAUGAUUAUUCUUUAUUCUUAAAGCGUUUUUUUUUUCUUUAUAAUACCGCAUGCGUAUAGCGGACGACGACUAUACGAUAUUAUAAUAUACGAUAGUACGCGUAAAAAGACCGCGACGACGACGUAUUUAACGCUUACUCGUAUACGUAUUUAAACGCGCGAGAGUCCGAAAUAGAUUAAAGGGAAAAUCGGUGAUUCUUUAUUAUUAUUAUUUAAUUUUUUUUUUUUUUUUCGUUCGUUCUCCUCGUAAAUUAUUACCACGAAUAUAUAAUAUACAUAUAGAUAAUUUUUUUUUUUCCUUAACACCGAGUCCGUUCCACAUUAUACGUGUGCGUAUACCUAUAUAGGUGUAUGUAUACGAACGGCGGCGGCGGCGGCGGCGGCAGUGGCGGCGUCCUUUGCUUCACACCAAAUUUGCCGGGCACACAAACAAAACGCGCUCGCGGAUAGGUCUCGCGUAUGCACACACACACACACACACACACACACACGCACGCGCACACACAUACGUGCGCGCGCGCAGAACCGGUUGAUUUAUAUUAUAUAUUAUUAUAUAGGAAAAUAUAAUAAUAAUAAUCGUAUAUUUAUACGUGUAACAGAGCUGGAAACCGGUCGUGGCCUACAGGCGCAACACCUACCUACCGUAUUCCCACAUAUUAUUAUAUGUUACAAUAAUGUUAUACGCGUUAUACCGAGCGAGUAUAAUAUCGUAUACAAUAUUGCAUACAGGGUACCUGUGUUAUGUGUUAUUUAUAAAGGGAGACGCGCCGCCGCCGCCGCCGCCUUUACGCGAUUGUUAUUGACAAUUUUGAUGGUUGUUGACGCGCGCGGCGGAUUCCGUGUACACGAUGAUACCGCGGUAUAUCACGCGCAUUAUAUCGUGUAGGCGGCGCUCUCCCGUAUUAUAAUGGCAAUAUACACAUUUAUCUUUGUAAUAAAUACGCGAUACGAGUUUACCCCCGUCAGAGAGAGAGAGACGGACGAAAAAUGGCGAAAUAAACAAAUUUCGAUCGCUUUGCCGCGUGCACUGUACAAUAUUAUUAUAUAUUGCCCACUGCGAUGUCUAAUUUACGGCUAUUUCAGUGCGACGUAACAUAAUUCUCGCGGGAACGACGAGCAAAAAACGUUUUUUUUUUUAAAUUUUUUUUAGGUAUUUGUUUUGCGGAUUUCGCGAUCGAAUUUUUUAUUAAAAUAAUAAUAGUUGUCAAUCGAUAACGCCCGUUCCGUUUGCGAAAAAAUAUGAUUCAAUAUGAUGUGUGUCUAAUAAAUUCUCGAAGUAUCAUUUACACACAUGUAAACAAACUAAAUACUGCCGAUUGAUGGAUAAUACGUGAAGUUUUUCAUUCGAUUCGAGGCCUGGGACGGGGGUCAGUGUUAGUCCUCAGUCCGACUGAUUAGGAAAACAUGUAAUUGAACACGACCUCGAGUAUUCCAAACAUCGAAUUAGUAUUAUACAUUGAGUGUUUUCAAUAAAUGACUGUUUCCAUCCAGGGGCGAAUUGAGACUUCAAACAGUAAAAUUGUAUAAUAUAUAGUGGACCCGGUGGAAGAUUUAAACGCCAAAAUGAGAAAAGAAAAAAGACUCGUAUCGUACAAAAGCGCAAAAAUAUAAAAAACCAAAAACGUAUUUCUCUGUGACUUUUCAUUCCCGUCUAUAUCACUGCAGUUAACCAUUGUUGUCUGUAAAUGUUUGAAAAUGCAUUUUCUUUUCGUCCUUUAGGAAUUGAAUUUUUCAUAAAUCUUUUCUUUAGCAGUUGUCUCCCUAGUAGCCUAGUCUAUUUGCGCCUGUGCUACAAACCCUCCCUGAGUUUCAAGAAAUAUGUGAGUAAAAUUUAGUGCCAAUUAGUUCGGUGGUUUUCGACUAUAGAUCACGAACGAAUAUUCAUUUUUAUAAUAUAUUAGAUUGUCAUCUUGUUUUGCCACGAUUUUUUAUAUAAAAAAAAAAAGACCGUACAUAUAUUGUACACAUAAUAUAAAUAUAUAACACAGCAAUUACUCCGGCGGACCAUUUUAACUCGUCCGCACGCGGCCCAUCGGGAAUUUUCCCGUUUGUCCAUCCGUCCCUGGUUCCGUCGUAUAUUUGACGGCUUCGUGGCAAAACCUCGUAAAAAAAUUAAUUAGUUGUCUCUAUUUUCCCACACAGUUUGAUAGUAUUCGCCGUACAACUUUAGCGGUGUUUUCAUAUGACAAUAGAUAAAAUAAAUAAACACAAGCCGACUUACGAGGUUUUCGAUCAAACGGUUUGCAUCUGCAUUAAAUCCUCGUGUGUUAAAUUUUUUGAAAAUUCGAAAUUCGUUGGUUUAUUUGGAAAUAGUAUAAAAAAAAAAAAAAAAAACGUUACAUUUAGGUAUAGUAUAAAGUGAAAAAUAAAAAAAAUUAUCAAAAUUGUAAAUGGCAAAUUUUGAGCCCGUCACAAUGUUAUUCGCUUCUCUCGCAGCACACAACUGUUUGAAAUCGGCUCGCGAUAUUUCGUCCACGAAUCCGUCGAUACGACGGGCCGGACGGUCCCGGGCGGUUCGGAUCCUCGGAGAUUUCAAGAUUUCGUGAACGACACGUGUUUUUACUCCGGUUUUACAACGCCGCGCGUAGUGUGUACGCAUCGCGGUCCAUAUAAUAGUCGUCAGCGACGUUUCUCGACGUUUUUACGUCCCGUGAUGGUGUAUGUAAGGCCGUAAACGAUUAACAUAAUGGUGCCCGGCAACGUACCGCGUAAUAUUAUAGCCGCCGUGUAUUAUAUUUUGAUUCCGGUCGAACGGGCUACCCGUCCGAAACGUGCGCGUUACUCCGCGGGUCUGUCGACGGCGACUCCGCGGACGUCGUCGGGGCCGUACGAACCGUCCGGGGGGGGGGCUCUCGCCGCGGCCGAGGACUCGAAACGCGUACGCACCAGGAUCAGGUUCGUGUUUACACGCCGGCGCGUCGUUAAUACGCGGCCCGGCACAAAUACGACGCGGCGUCGUAAAGUGCGCUGCGCCGUAACACCCGAAACUGUAGUAUUACACGCGUAACGGGUAUUAUGGUCUCGCAUUUAUAUUGUAUCGUAGGUGCCAUUCCACGUGGGUAGGCCGACCAAUUAUAAAAUGACACAGUCGGACGACCGUGCUGGUCCGCCCCCACAACACGAGAAAACACGACGCGUGGUUACGCGCUGUACCUAUAAUAUAACGUUAUGCAUAAUAGCCGAGCACAAUGUGUGUUGCUCGCUAAGUGAUUUUUUUUUUUUUUUUCAAUUUACACGAAAUAUUCUAAACAAAAAUUACCCAAACAAUAUUGCAACGCGAGUUUUAUCGAUACGUUUUAUUGCAUCUAAUUCGUUUUUACGCACAGAUUUAUCCACAGGAGUAUAACACUAUAGUGUAUAGUCGGUUUUUUUUUUUUAUUCCAGUUAAUGUUUUGCUCAUAAACCGAUAUUUUUAAUUUGUCUGUAAAAAAAAAACAUAUUUUAACAACGCGGGUAAGUUUCGGGGUAAACACGUCGUCCCCCGAACUCCCUCUAAUUACGCCCUCCCGUUGGGUUUGCCGAGCGAGUUCCAUUCCGAAAUAACGAUAAUAAAAUGCGUUUUCGUGUAAUUUGUUUAGUUUCUGAACAAAACCAGGAACGUAUUAGUUUUCUUAGGUUUGAUGUGUUGUUUUCUUAUUUGUUUACUUUUGUCCAACCAAAAGUUUUGUAGGAACUUACUUGGUGCGUUUUUUUAUCAAAUUAAUGCAACGGGGAGAUAAUUAUUUGAUUUUCUUUGUAAGAUUUCUUAGUAAAUGAAAAUAAAUUGUGAUUCCAUGUAUAAUUUUCGUUGAUGUCUGGGUUAAUAACCGAAAAAUCAGACUAAUAAUAAUCUGCUCAGAAACGUUUUUCGUUAACAACUGUUUAUAGUUGAAUAUAUAUGUAUACCUACAUGUAUAAAUAAAUCAAUGUAUUUUAUAAUACAUACUCUCUUUCAGAUUCCCUCCUGAAAUAGAUAAAGAUGGCACUAUAGCAUCAGUAUUACCGUCUUCCUUUUUUUUUUCCUCUUACGUCGUCGGAUAGGGAAAUCAAUGCAACUGUGGCGAGUCGGCUACACCCUAUUUUAUAACGUAUCAUAUACAAUGAACAUAUAUACGGUUUAUUCAACGUUGUAGCGCAGACCCUUCGCUCCCGGGGGCAGGGAUAUUAACGACGAGGGCGAUGAUAUUAUGAAUGUAUGUACAUUUUGGGUGGUCGACGUGUGUAAAUACUGCAGUUGAGUUUUCAUAUUUUAUUGUUAUUUGUACAUAUACGCGUAAUGAUCGGAGGGGCCGCUGUGUCUGACCGCAUCGGUAACAUAAUGAAGCUCAUAAAAAUCGCCACGGGGUAUCUCGUCGAUUUGUGCGUGUGCUUUACGAUUUGUAUACCUAAUCGUUUACGAAAUGUAUCAAAAAAAAAAAAAAAAAAAAAAAAACCGCGGAUUUAUAUAUAUAUAACAUAUGUGUAACAUGUGUAUGUUCACGCCAUGGGUAGGCCACUGUUGUAGGUUGGGAAGUUGGUCCGGUUCGGUAUAGGAUGCAAAAUUAUUUAUUAGUUAUAAACGGAAAUCAAAUAUAUGUCAUCGCAAUCCAAAAACGAUUCUGAGGUUAUAGUUUUAGCAAUGCUAUAUUAUAAUGUACGAGUUAUAUAAAAAAAAAAAAAAAAAAAAAACAUUACAAUUUUAAUAAAAAUAAACGUUCGUCCUUAUAAUAUUACGUAUGAGUUGCAGUCAAAGGUGAUUAUUAGAAAAUGUCAAUAGCCAAAAAUUAUAUGUACAGGGAAAUUUCGUUAGAAAUCGCGUUUCGUACUAAAAUGUUUGCCUUUGUCAGGUCAGUAUUAAUAAUAAUAACAACACAAGUUUUCUAAAUGAAUGGUACAUUAUCGUAUAUUGUAAUUAUUUUAUUAAAAUGAAUAAUGAGUGUGUAAAACGUCAUUGCGCUCAACUUAAUUGGGAAAUUACAUCAGUGGUGUGACUAUAGGACAUUUUCGCGAGAAGUGUCCGCUUAUAAUUCAGACUCCUCCCCGCCGUAACUUUCCGAAUACUUUACUGGUGUUCUGCGAUCUAUAUACUGCAAAAAAACGCCAUCGAUCGUAGACACAAAACACCUCCGCUUUGCUUGUGCCACUGAAUGACACGGUCAAUGUAUUUUUCAAUAUGGGACAGUUUUUUUUUUCUUUUAAUCAGUUUCCUUUGUUUCAAAACGAAAACGUAUUUAACUACUCCACUGGUGUUCACGGUAUAUAACAUACAUUGUUAAUAAGUUAAAAUACUAUAAAAAAAACUAUAAUACUAUAUAAAACCUAAAAGAGCGAACAGCACACCGUCAUUGAACUGAUAAAUAUGUGUGUGUAUUAUCACAGUUAUACAAUUCUAACCAACCUAUAUAUAUUCUAACCUAUCAACACUAUUACAAUAUAUUUUAAGGUUUAAUACCUAUAACUUGUAAGGUACUACCGCGGUAUAAUAUUUACACAGGUGCCUAAUUUUAUGUAUACAAUCUUUGUUCUUCAGUAGGAACAUAAAAUUUUAUGCCGUAUAAACACGUACCUAUUAUAUUAUAUAGGUAUACGUACAUAGGAGUAGACCUCACUGCAGUGCAGUUAAUCAUAAUCACCGUGAUUUUCGUGUGUAAUUCGCGUGUUUUACGACCUGGAAAAUAUAUAACUGGUAUACGACGCAAAUCGUGAAUGCCGCCUUAUUAUUAUGAUAUUAAUAAAAUUACCGCCUCCCCCCCCCUUCAGAGGUCAGGAUCCGUUUCGGUGAACCCUGAAGAAGAAGAAUAAGAGCUGAUACUGGAGACGGAUGCGGCCACUGUUGAGGGUGAGAAGUUGAGCAGGUAGGAUACGUAAGGUUAUUUCAUUUAUAUCUGUAAAUAACGAUAAACCAUUGCUGACGAGAUACGAUAUCUAGCGCCGGGGGCCUAUUAUUGAAAUUAUUUGACUUUGUUGCAUGCGAUAAACACGUUUAUCGCACGAAUUAAAAAAGGCUAUUCUUGAAAAGCGAUAAAAUUUAAUCGAAAAAUUAUCAUACAAUAAGUUAACUACUGGUUUAAAGCCAGUAAUAAAUGUUAGUCGCAUGAUAAUAAUUCUUUAUUUAUAAUAAAUGUGAUAAAUAUUGAUAAUACGGAUAAGUAAUACAUUUUAAAAUCUGUUAUUUUCUCAAUUAUAUUUUUGACUUUGCUAUUUUAAUACCGUUUACCUAGAAGAUAAAUAUUUUACAAUGGCAAAUGUUGAAGAUAUGGCUGCUUUGUUCGCUAUUGACAAUAUUUAUCAACAUGAGAAUUUAAUUUACGUGAGACAAAUGCGAAAAUCAGAAUUUAUAACGGAUCCGUUCAUCCUGUCAAAAAAAUUAUUUAUUAAAAACUUCCGACUUAUAAAAGAUUUUGUUAUUUUUUAAUGGAAUUAUUAAGACCACAAAAAUUGAAAUAAAAAGUCAUGUAUUUGCUAUUGAUUUAAAGACAAAGGUAAGUUCAUAAUCAGUUUUACAAAUAUAUUUAUUUAUAUAAUUUACUGGAACACAAUUGUGUAACUUUGGCUAUAAGCUCCAUUAAAAGUUUUAUUUAGCUUUGAGUCGGUCUAGCUUUAGACAUUAUACAGAUAAAAUAAAUGAACAAUUAUAAAAAAAAAAAAAAAAACUAGGAACAAAAAGAAACUCGUGAUUUAAUUAAGAUUUAAAAAUAAAUUAAUGUGCAUACUUAUUUGUACCUAAUUACAUUUUUAAAAUAAUGUAAUAACACUUAACACUUUGUUAAUUAAAACUAUUUUAUUACACACUUACCUAAUUGACCAAUGAAUUUAAACAACAGAACUUGGUAACAAGUAACUAGUACCUAGUUAUAAAACUAGAAUCUUGUUUUUUUUUUUAUCUGUGGAUCUAGAUUUUGUAUUGUUACCACAGUGGUUCAGUCGACAUACUUUAUCGCAUUCGAUAAGUAAUACAAUCUUAUCGAUUCGGUACAAGAAUACCAAUUAUAUAUCGCAUGCAAUUAAAAUAAGUCUCAUGCGAUAAAAUCAAUGACUUUUAUCGCAUUAUUUCAAGAAUUGGCCCCCAGUUCGGUAAUACAUAAUUUGAAGUGCCAUAACUUUUUUCAACCUGACCUUCCUAAGUUUUUUCCCGAUUAUUAUGAAAACUAGUUCGAAAAAACGAACUGCGUCAUUAAUAACAAGAUUAAUAAAAAAAAAGUCUCUUGUCGUUUUUCAAUUGGAGCCAUAUUUAUGCUAGGUAGGUACUUAUUUAAAAUAACGAAAUCGUGAAAAAAUUUUAUUUUUUUCCCCCGGUUAAUCGUUUUUAUUUUAAAUGCCGUUUUGAAAAUCAAAAAAUAACUUAUGUAUUUACCAAGUAAAUAAAAUUGACUUUCAGAAAAGGUACUAUGCGUAUACAUCGGAACAAGUUUUCUAGGAUAAAAAUGGUCUACAGUAUAUAUAUAUAUAUAUACGUAUAAAAAAAGUACCAUUGUAAAAAAAUGUAAAAAAGGAAAAAAAUAGUCCGGUGAUUUUGAAAAGUUUACCACGUCUAGGUAAAUCCAAUAUAACAAUUAUUACCAAGUUUCAAGUCUCUACGUGUAUUUAUAACCGAGUUACAACAAAAAAAAAAAAUCUCCUUAUAAUUAAAAUGAGUAACCAUAGUAGGGUUACUGGCCACCCCAUACACUGUUUCAAGCGAUACACCAAAAUAUGCGACAUUUCCGCCCGACGAUAAUAUUAUUGUAUCUGAAAUAUUUAUCGAAAUCGUUCCAUACCGAAAUAUGCAUGAACUGCAUUACGUGUGUAAAUCGUAAAUCCGGUAUUCCUUAAAACUACUGAAAUGUGUUAGUUGGAAAUGCGCUUUUACGACUACAUACGGGGUCCUCUACCACGCUUCACAAGCAUCUAUUUUGGCUAUUCUCAGCCGUCAGUACAGUCCAUGGCUCCGUUCCAUAUAGCGCUACGCUCCGCACAAGGUUUUUUUUUUCGGGUGAUUUUCUGGUGUCCAGACUCACUAUAUUAUCGGCUAACCAUUGCGUUAUCAAUUACCACGCGUCGCAAUGCCGUUUAUUUCGUUCGGUUAGGACGGUAUGUAGUAACCUACAUAACGCCGAAAUCGCCAACACGACUCGUUGGCAGACUGGCCGCAGUGACCGGGUUACGUUUGGUUGUUCGUCCGAACGCGCCUAUAUCGAUAACGAUAACGAUCUAUACCUCUCGACGGGUCGCGCGUUGUCAAUAAGUAAUAACGGAACGGAAAUAUCGCGCGCGUAACGUCCGGUAAUAUUCUAAUUUUCGCGUGUUUCUCGUCGAAAACAAUUAUACGCAUUAUCGCCGGCCCCGCGGCCCCCUCGAUAUUAUUACGAAAUAUAUUUUAAUCCCCGGAGUCGCCGCCGCGGACGAGUUAAUGACGCCCGGGGGCACGGCGGCGGUGCGCGAGUGUACAGGUUUUUUUUUUUUUUUUUUAUUACGAUUAUUAUUAUUUUUGAUAUUUAUUUAUUAUUAUUUUUUUUUUUUCUUCUCCGCGGCCGUAUACGCACUGCUCGGCGGCUGCGUAAACGUGUAGGCGAUUAUAAAAAAAAAAUACGCCCGUUUUACGAUAUUUAUUUAUUAUAUUUUUUUUUCUUUCUUAAAUUUAUAUAGGUACAUUUUUAUACGCUCUCUAUCCCUCUUUCUCUCGGGUCCGUCCGUCGUCCGUUUCUCGUUCUCGUAGUACUAUUACCGCACCACCACCACCAUCACCAUCAACCCCCCCUCCCCCCGUCCCGUAAACGAGUUAUAAUCAACGCGCGGCGCGCUUAGAAAAGAAAACCAAACAACAGUAAUUUAAAUAUAUUUACGUUGCCGCCGCCGCCGCCGGGGGUUUGCAUCCCGGUGUCGAAGUUACGCCGCGCGGUUACCGGUCGCGGUGCCCGCACCGAUCCCCGCGAUAUUCUGAACGCGCACUGAACUCGAGCGUUUGAAGUUCGCACCCGAAGCGACGGCGCAUUCGGGAUUUCGCCGGCGGAAGAGGCGGGAAACGCGCUUGGAAACCGUGUCGUAUAAAAAACGUGAACAACUUACAGAAAACAAAAACCCCCGCCGAUAUUUGCUCAUAUAGUAGUCGGAAGGCAGGCGGGUAUAGCGUAGGGUGAUUUGAUUUGAAUACGUACGCAACGAUAAACCCCAUCGCUAACGCCGAAAAAGUAACACGGAUGAAAUGAAGAAAAUAUUCAAAAAACAAAAAAUAAUAGACAUGCUUCGCACGUGGGCGCAGCCACUGUGGUAGGUGGGAAGUUGGGAAGGUAGGAUUCAGACGGGAGUUUAAUGUAUAUCUGUGAGCAAUCAUUGCUAACGAAAAAACGAUUCUGAGCGGAGUUCAGUUGACUGUGUUGCUUUGUCAACAACAUAUAUGUCAUAUUAUUGUAAAAUGAUUUCAACAAUGUUUGUUUACGUGAAAACGAUUGUUUAAAAAAUAUUUAAAAUAUAAAAACUUAAUGAUAACAAAACAAUAAAUAAAAACGGUUGCCAAUAUUACAACUUUAUUUUUAAUCGUUCAAUCAUUUAGCCUGUAAAACCAGGUGUUCCUAAUUAUCUUGAAUAUCAAUGAGAAUUUCAAAAAAAAAAUUACAUCUCCAAAGUAUCGCCCAGAGAACAUUUCCUAUCAGAAAAGAUGCUUUACUUGAUAAUCGGAGUGUGCAUUCUGGUAGAAAAAGUGUUCACAUAAAAAAAAUAAAAAAUAAAACAUAAAUAAACACAUCUGUAGAACCGAUAAAUUCUCUGCUAAACCAUCGGAAUCUAAAAUCUAUCGCGUAAAACGGAAAUCUGCCGGGGGGGGGGAAUCGUGAAAAUAUACCGUACACGCGGCGCGCUGUCCGGAGGAACGGUCGACCCUCGCGGUAACGGGUCCCCGUAGAAAACGGGCUGUCGAAAUGUACAGUGUGUGUAAAUACGCUACCGAAGCCGCGGGACGCGGGCGGGUCCGGCGACGGGUGUGUGUGUGUGUGUGUGUAAACACCUGGUUACCGCGCGCGUUCGGUAUAUAACGCGCGUACGCGUUUUGUAUACGCGUGUGUAUAGACGCGAGAUACGUACGCGCGUGUGCGUUUGUGUGUGUGUGCGCGCGGGCGCGUGAUGCGUAUGAGCUACGGCGGCGGGGGCGAAGGGGUACGGGCCGGCUAGGAAAACCCGUCGGCGGCGGCGGCGUUGGCGAGAAGAGCGCGCGGUCCGGGCUUCUCGCAUCACGUCCGUCUACGCCGCCGCCGCCGCGUCGGCUCGCGCACCCUAAUUACUGGGCACCGGCUAAUUGCCCCACACCUGGACCGUAUAUUACGUACGCGCGCGCACACACACACACACACACGCACACGCACGCACGCACGUAAUAUAUAAACACGUACGCCGCCGUCGACUCGCCCCGAUCCGUAACACCUAUCUGCGGCGGCGGCGGCACAAGAUCUCUAUAAUAUAUCUGUAUGUAUGUAUGUGUAUAGCUCGCUAUCGCUCUCACGAACUCAUUUAUACACGUACGUAUAUGUACGUGUACGCGUGUACGCGGACGGCGAGUGUUGUUCGGGUCUACCGUGUGUUUGUCGAUCGCUAAUGGUUCGCCGCCGACGGAGUAGAGGGAAAAAAAAAAAAAAAAUUAAACUCACAAAAAACAAAACGCGUCCGUGUAUAUUAUUAUUACGCGCGCGGGUAUACCUAUACUUACGUACGAAUAUACGAUGUUGUCGGCGGCGCGGACCCAACGCGCGUUAUGAACAUCGUGUUUUGUGUUGUACACACAGAGAGCGCGCGAGCGUAGGGAAAAGGAAAAAAAAAAAACAAAAAACAAACGAAAACACUAAAACCGCGCAAUAGCGGCGCGACGAUAAUAAUUGUGUACAUUUGAUCGCGUAUGCGAAGCGCGGCACGGUUUUCGGCACCCGCCGGUGUUCCCGUCGUAUUUUUAUUUACGCCGCUUUUGUAUUCGCUUCUCGCCGACGGACCGCGGUACAUGACCGGGCACGUAAACGCCGUCGGUUCGCGCGUAAGUGCGUGUCAAGAGCAGACCGUUACAAGCACGAGCGAGAAGUAAUCGCGCCCGUUCGCGGCCAACGCUGUUUGCCCGGAGACCGGACGAAUUCUCACACGGAGUUUUGCACGGAUUGUAGCCCCUCUUUUACGGGACAGUGGCACGGACGAUACACAACGGGGAAAGAAACAAAAAAACAUUCGAAGCUUAUCAAAGACGGUGCUGGAGAAGAACGAACGUACGGAAAACAAUAUGGAAAACGAUCGGAGAAAGGAGGAACAAAUGGAUUGCACGCAUAACGAGACACAUAAUAAAUAGACAACGCGACAAUUAUAGGAGGAAAAGCUUGCAGAGGUGGACCAAGAACACCGUUUAUGAAACAGAUCACGGAAGACAUAUUCACAGAGAAAUUAAGUUCGUUAAUGUUUUCGAAAUUUCAAACGCGUUUUUUUUUUUUUUUUUUUUCGGAAUUUCGAAUACGUCUCGGGCCGCGUUUUUUUUGUUUUCGUUCUAAUUACUUUCGUACUGCGCGUUACACGCACACGUCUCCACAGCCCUAAUCACAUUAUUACUUUGUUUGUGUGUGUGUGUGUGUGUGUGUGUUUGUAUACGACCCGCGAGGAAUUCUCAACGGGUAACAAGCGUGUAAGUACACGCCGCGCGCGCAAUACCUCUGUUUUUUUUUUUUUUAUAUGAUACGCCGCCGUCCGUUCGAGUAACCGACCGGCCGUUUAAAAUCGAAUUAUUCAAACAAACAGUGGUAGUUCGAAGACGCCCGACCGGACACGAGAAAUACGCAACGGCGCCCCCGUCGCCCCGCGCAACACAAAGCGAGUGUCGUACACAAUACGCGGCGCGCUGCGCACACGGGGCGCAGAGCCGUACGCGGUUUUUCUCCGGCGCGUGUACGCGCGGACGAAUCGGCCCGGCCCGGUCACGGCGCGAUCGCCGCAGGCGCGUACCGGGGCGCCCGCGAUAACGACGUCACGGCGGAACGGCGGUGGUCCGGGUGUUCGACCGACGCGCCGCCGGACUCGGACGCCCGGUACGGCGCGCGCGUAAACGCAACGCCGACGCCGUUUGCGCGACGCGAGCGAUGCGACAGUGGUGCCGUUGUUCGGCUCGCGGACGGCGUCUCGCAAAAUCAACGCGCGUGGUUAUACCGUUGUUGUUGUUGUUGUCGUCGUCGCGCGCCGCGUUUUUUCGGCACACACGCCGCGUCGGAGUCACGCGCGUAAAACGGGUACGCGCGUGAGGCGGGGAGGCGGAAUGAUAAAGAAACGAUUAGUUAUUACUGCGACGUUAUUACCGGCGAUUAUCGCCCGAAUCCUGUUCCGUUCGGACGGCGGGGCGAUUUUUUUUUUUUUUUUCUUUUAUCCCGUUGUUUACACGCGGUUUUCACUUUCCCCGCGCGUUCGCCGAAACAACAAGACACGGCUGUGCGGGCGCGUCGCGCGGUCCCCGGUUGUUCGGGAAGACCGCGUACCGUAAGGUCCUGUAAAAUGUUGUUUGAAUGUUCUGCGACGGUCCUACACUGUUGCACCAUAGAGGUGUUGACGAAACUCCAUUCCCGCCGUCUCCGCGUCUGCCAACGUCUACCGGUCGCCCCGGUCGAUAUUUACCGGUUUUUCCGAUUUUUUUUUUAAUUUCCGUCGAUAUUAUGUUGGCCGUUUUCCGCCAGAAAAAAAAAACAAAAAAAAAUGUUUGGAAACCAAUGGUUUUAAUUCGUAUCGAUACGACGUAUGUGCCCGACGUCUAGUUUAAUCUGGUUUACCGUAACCUAUUUGUAACGAUUCAACAUCAUUUAAUCGGUUGUUUCGUAAUAACAUGAAAAAUAUUGCGAAGAGUGAACAAAAUAUUAAAGAAAUUAAAAACAAUCUGCCGGCAGAAGAAGCAAUUAUAAAAAAAAAUAAUAAUAAUAAAAACGCUAACGCAAUCAGCAUAGGCGCACUUUUAUUAGAACGGUUUCAAUUUAUUUAUGCGAUUAUUCAAACUUAUAUUAUAAUUAUUGACCGUUCAUCGAUUUUUAUUAAUAUUAUUAUUACUACACCUAACGGUUUUUUUUUUUUUAAUUUUUAUUAUCUAUUACUUGUAUUGGGUAUUAUUUUACUAUGAUAUUUAAAUGUAACGGAUGCUAGGUGUGUAUGUGUGUGUGUGUGUGUAUUUUUUUUUUAACAGCUAAUUUAAUUUUUUUAUUAUUGGCUUAUCGGCCGUAACGAAUUAUGCUAUUAUCGUCACGAACAGGUACGAGUUCUUUAGGCGCAUCGUGCGUGGUUCCCGAACAAUAUUUGGCAGAGACGUAUAAGGAAACUCGGAAAAGGGCUAAAUGCCAUGCACCCCUUUUAAUAUACUCCGUCUGCUCGGCGCUUUCGUCGGCCUUUCCUUUGGCCUUUUACCCGCCGGUCUGCGUUCUUCGACUGUUCCGGUUUACGGGUAAAGUCGAAUCUCGCUAUGUGGGGAUAAAAACCGACAAUGGUCGAUCUGAACUCGGGUCAACAACAAUCAAAAAAUGGUAUUUUAAUAAAAAGGUCCGAACAACAUAACCUUUCAAUUCAAACGUUUUCCUUCUCGCUUAUACGGUUUCGUCGUUGACGUGGUAAAAAAAGGGGUUUCUUUUCGUCAAAAUUAAAAAAAAAAACGCUCGUUGAGCUUAUCGAACCAUCCUUCAAAAUAACCUUUCUGACGUUAAAUGCAAUUAUUCGACUAUUCCCCUGUCUCCCUUUCAGGUAUCGAAAAAAAAAACGUACGGAAACCCGGUGAUCGUACCACUGCUGGUCUCGCGGUAAUAGUAUAGUCAUUUAUUUCGUUGUUCUGCAGCCCGCCGGAAAAUAAUAUCAUAAUCGACAUGCACCGGCAUUAAUAAACGAAAACAAUUAUUUUUAUUGUUUCAACGUGUAAUUAUUAUUACACCGAUUAUUAUCGCGGCGAUACUUCCCCGCGAGAAACCCGUUUAAUUACCCGUUUUCAUACGGUGUUUUUCUUUUCACCCGAGCCGUCGUCUUCCCGAGUUAUUUCAGAGGAAAUUGAAAAUUAUUUUUACGACACGCGUACUUUUCGAAUAAAGCGGUUUUCAGAUGACGUUUGUUGUUUAUGUAUUAUCCGCCCGAAUUUCGAAUUCAUUAGAAAAAAAAACCAAACAAAGUUAGACACGCGGUUACGUGAAAUGUGUUAACGCACGAGCUUGACAAUUAUGAGCAAUUAUGAUGUAAAUUUAAUUUUUUCUGAAUGUCCCAGAGCAAUGAUUUCCAAGCACAAAAUUCGUUUCAUAUAUCAAACAGGUAAAGUAUGAAACUUUUGAUUUGCAUCUUUUGAACUCUUUUUUUUCAUUUUUAGAGCAUAUUUUGACAUAUAAAGUGAAUGUUUAGAUUUCCAAGCCAUUUUUUUUCUUUUAAUAAACUUCAUAGUGUUAUCAGAAAAUUUGAUAAAAUUUAUUUUGAUUUCAUUCAAAAAGAAAAAAAAAUACAUAUUUCUAUUUUUAACCUAUUUUAUUUCUAUGCUUUUAGAAAAUUUAAAUCCGCACCCUAAUUAUUAGUCCACGUGUUUCAAUGCAAAAUGCAUUUAUUUCGCAUUUUGCCGACUUACCGCUCUAGAACGAUGCAUUCCAACUAAAGGAAAGUACACAACUCGAAUCGCGUAACGGCUAAUAAUUUAUAAAAGAGAAACUUUUAUCGUGCGUUUUUUCACGUACUUUGAUCGUUUUGUUUUCCAUUUUCGGGUAAUUUUUCGUGGACAACUCGCGUUCUAAACACGAAUUCCCGCAAUUCAGCUGCAGCAGACCUUAUAAAUUGAUUUGCAUACAUCAUGCUGUAUAUAAUGUUAAGGACAUUGAUGGCGGGUGACUGUGUGCAGUGUUUUAAUCGAUUUAGAUUCUAACAGCCCGACAAAACUGUAGAAAUUGUGUUCGACGGAAUCCGAUUUUAAAAGCCGGACCGGAUUCUUCGUGCUCUGUGCUAGGAUGUGUAUUGUUGGAAAUAGACAUUUAAUAUUACUCUACUGGAAGUCGUGAACAGAUAGAAUUGAUUUUCGUAAAAUUUUCGAAAAACCAUACUUCGCCUCUUACCCGCGACAAAUGUAAAUAAAAUGCGCCCGAAGAACCUAUGGAAACGUGACCCGUUUGCGGAAUCGUGAUCCGUCGAACGCAAUCCAUACGGUUUUGUCCGGCCCUUCGUCCAAAACCGCCUUACCGCCUCCGCCCAAAUGGACGGUAGACCUCGUGGAAAAGUCUUGUCGUCAACAGUGGCUACGUGGUAUCCGCACGCGCCGUGUCCGUGUUACGAACCCCGGGAUUUAAACGUUGAACACGUUGGAUUUGCAACGUUCGCUCUCGUUUUCCGAUGUUUUCAUUUCCCCGGCGAUACACACACGCGCUAUUGAACAACAGUGACGUUUCAUCGCACAUCUCUGUCGUACAAGCAUAGGCGUUUUGCAUUUUUUCGGAUUCGAUUAGUCGCUGUUUUUAAAACGCCGACGGUUGUCCGCGCAAAGCCGGGGUACGAUAGCCGGUGUGGUUGUAACACUGUUGCACAACGCACGCUGUCCCGAAACGACUAAUCGAAUUAACUUUUUUAUUAUUAUUGUUUUUUUUUUUUAUUUUUAUUUUACGUUAUACACGACGACCGGCGUCGUACAGUAAAAAACAGAUACGUAUACACCGACGCACGGAUCAAACGAAAUUACCGCGGAAUUCGAAUUAUACCUACCAAAAAGUGUUACCAUAAUAUUAAAUUUCGGAUCGCGUUAAACGUAAACGAGUAAUCCUGACGCGAGGAUACUGACACGUGUACGCCGUGCGUGCGCGCGCGCGUUUCUAUUAGUAUUAUAUUGUUAUUUAUAUGUAAACACGCAGAGAAUAUAUUAUAUUAUUAUAGGUACACGAAUUCCAUAAAUUAUCGAAAUUCUAUUACGCGGGAAAAAAUGGGUAUUAUAUUUUCGGAUUUUGGCAAAAGUUCAAUAAAAAAACACGGAUCCUAUACGUGUAGGUAUACAUAUUACACAUAAUACACGUGUUUAGCCGUCUAAAACAAUUUUUUAUUCGAAUAAUGUUUAUUCAACGCGUGUAUAAUAUCUAUAAUACAUAAUAUGUACUGUAUAUUAUGUUAAAUUAACAUUUAAAUGGUUGUUUAUUGAUAGAGAAGAAAAAGAAGAAGAAGUAAAAAAAAAAAAAACAACAACCAUUAGCUCGUUUCGAUAAUCCCGCAAACUGAACCGUGUAUUACACGGCUGGUAUAAUGACUAACUAUAUACACUAAACCGACUAAAUUUACAACGAAAAUAUAAUAACGCCGUCAUCGGAGUCGAUAUUUUUCUGUUUUACACGCGCGCGUUUUAUCUGUCACGACGAACUGGUAUAAAUAAUAAUAAUAAAAAAAAAAAAACACUAAACUAUAAUAAUAUAAUAUUAUCAUCAGUGCUCGGAUUUUAUAGCACUGAAAAUAACUGAAAUAUGCGCUGUAACAUGACCUGAAAAAUCUUAAAAUAAGCGCUAUAAUAUCGUGUCCUAAAAUGUUUAAAAUAACCUAUGCCAUAAAAACGUGAAAAAUGGUUAAAAUGAAAAUUUUUUUUUUUUUCAAAUAUCUAAACACAACCGGAAAAAAUCAUAAACGUAAACUGUUCGACGAGUCAAUAAGCAGGGCGGUGAUAAAUUAUAAUAUGAAACGAACACGGAGGUGUUCUUCUUAUGGAUUCUUAUGGAUAUAAAAAUAACGUUGAAAAUUGAACAGUGGCGCUAAAAUACUUUAAAUAAAUAGCAUUGUGAAAUUUCACAUUUGCGGUCCCUGGCGCGUGAAACGAAAUUACAAUGCGCGGUAAAGCUCGCCCCGUCGUUUUUGUCGUUUUUGUCUCGUAAUCCGAACCUUCAGCGGACGCUGUAAAAUCCGAGCCCCGAAUCCGUUGACGUUCUUCUCGCGCCGUUACAGCAAAACAUUUUACUUACCCGUUCGAAACGGCGUCCGACGGUUUUUUUUUUUUUUUCUAUCAAUUUUUUCUCGCUCGACUCACGUGAACUGUUAUCGGGCGCGACGUCGAAACCGCUUUCCGGGCCGCCGCCGCCGCCCGCCACGUGUACACGUGUGCGCAACGAUAUAAAUAAUCACGACGCGUCCCCGGCGCAGCGCUGCAACUGCAACGAUAAUAUUAUUCUCGUUAACCGCGCACAUAAAUCACUGUCCGUUAAAAUUUGUCCGCGUCGCGCGGCACCGCUGACAUUUCGGCCGGUCACCGGCCGCGGCUAACGGUCAAUAAAAUAAAUACCGUAAUUACGCAUAUUGCACCGCGGCGAUAAUUAUUAUUAACGGUCCGGGUCGUUUUAAGACGACGACGAGUCCAUCCGGCCCGGCGCGCGCGUGUACCUCCCGUGUGCGUGCACCGCGAGCGUAAAUAAUUACCGCCGCCGCCGCCGCCGCGUGCGUACUCGCAGGAACCGCCGGCGGUACGUGCGAUCGGUAGGUAUACCACCCCUUACCCUCCCACCCCCCUCCCCCGGUGCAUUCGGAUUUUUUCACUUGUCACCCGCGCUGCUCGGUGUCGCGACACGACCGCCGAUUAUCGCAUUGUCCGCGUUCGAUCCGCGGCCGCGACUGUAAUGGCGAGGAACCCGGAGACUAAUUGCGAUUGAUUGCGGCCGUACGCGCCGCGGUGUACGAUGCGCGCACGUGUAGUCGGCUCGGCAGAGGGACGAAAGUGGACGCGGGCCCGGUAACUGCGGUUGACCGUAGUUUCGUCAACGGCCGAGGAAUCCGACGGGGUACGCUUUGAAAAUAGAAAAAAACCGACAAACGGAAAGACCGAACGUAGACGGAUUGAUUAAAAAAAACGACAAGGAGUUAAGACAUAAUGCAAACGGAUAAUAGUUCGUUCAAAAGAAGAACAAACCGGGUAAAAAAGCUCAAUAGCACGGACGAGAAAACGUAGAGGUCGCGUAUUUAAGACGCGAUAAAACUUAACUAAAAUAAAAUAAAGUAAAGAGGUCGGAGUGAUGAGUAUGCUAAAGAAAAGGACGUAUUAUUCCCAUAAUGUAGUUUUACCUGAAUAAAGACAGAGAGCAACGGAGUGUUGGAAGCGUGUUUUGCAGCGAAAAUGCGCCUCGACGACGUCGAUAGCUGUUAUUGGCGAAAGAAGAAAAUAGGAAUAACGAUUUUUUUUCAUACAGUUUUCAAAACAGAAAACUCCACGAUUUUGUGCACACAAUUUGCGAUUAUUAUUAUGAUAAUGUAAUAUGUAUACAAUAUACUAUAAUCGUAUAAAUUAUGCGUCGUCGCCGCGGAGAGUGUCCAGACAAAUAUAAUGUACAAUGAGUGGGACGAUUAAAAUUAAUUUUUAACACGCAAUUAAGUCGUUAACGUUUUGUUUUUAUGAUUUAUAUUGUAUUUAGACGUUUUUGCGGUUUUUAUCAAGACAAUUAAUCCGAUGUAGUGUACAUAAUAUCGUGUACAUUAUUUUUAUACGGGCGUAUGCGGCUGCAGGUACACAGAAUACAUCAUAUUAUCAUAAAUGUUUGAGGCGCGAACAUAAUAUAAUCGUGAACAUUGUUUUAUGCGAUAAAUACACAAACGUCUCGUGUGUUGACUCGGGAUAUUAAUUCGGAUUAUUAGCGCGGCGUGGAAUUUAUCGCUUUGCAUAGUGUGUCGUGUUUUUUUUUUUUUUUCGUGUGUAUUUGUAAACGACUUUUCCAUAAGAAAGUUCGCUCCGAAUUUCAAGAGUUUAUAGUGUCUUUUCUGAAAGGAAAUGUUUACGCGAUUGGUGCACUAGGAUGUUGUUAUCCGAUUUUUCUUAUAGUUUUCUUAAUAACUGAAAACAAUUGGAAACUGUGGGAAUAAAUGUUUCCUUAAUUGUCGACAUUGUUUUUGGGUUCUGAGCGCGGCGAGGAAUGUAUUAGUCAUACUAUGCUUCGCUAUUUUUAUUACAAUUUUCCGUCUCGUUCUAGUGCAUCCUAUGGAGAUAUUUUUGCUCCAUCGCCAUUAUAAAAGGCUUGUUCUGACUCCUGCCCACGAGCAUGCUCCGCCUCGUUAUUUUCUGCGUUUACUAUAGUAAUUUUAACUACCUACGUAAUAGGACUUCUAAAUACCAUUGAGUUCUUCUUUUUCCGCUCUUGAUUAUACUUUCGUCCUAUUUAGAGUAAUAAAUAACAAUGAUGAUAAUAAAAACUGAAAACCAUCCGAAACUUUCUGGUCGUCCAUACAAAAUUACGCGGGUUUUUAAUUGAUAAACCGAAUCACACAAUCGUAUCGCACCUUUGUGGGAAAGGCGAGAAAAAGACAACGGCCAGUCGUCUAAUAAUAUUGUGAGCGACUGUUAUGAGGGAACGCGAACCGCGCGCGUAUUCACGGACUCUGUCCAAGAUCGGCCCGAACGGUGUGUAUAGAUACGCAACUAGUAGUGAGUUUUCGUUGGCUAAGGACACCGACUCGGCUAACGUUCCCAGCGGCAAUAUCCGAUUUGGUUGAGUUUUUCCGUUUACACUCUGUAGACUUUAUCCGGGCCCGUGGUGGCUUUUCAUCGGCUACGUAGGUAUCGAGCACGUAUUUCACGUUUAGGGAACGAACCGAUCGGGACCAACAACGGGUCGGUAAUGUUUCCCAGUGAAACUCCUGCAACCGAGUAGGUCACGUCUCGAGUACGCCAGUGACGACGGCCGUGCAACACGAGUUAUUAAUACCACACGUGUCUGUGUACGAGACGGGCGAUUUCCAUAGCAUUGUGUACGCCUAUGUUCCGUGUUGUACCGUGUAGUCGGAUGGAAUGCCGUGUACGGUAUAGCGGCGCGCCGAGUUGUCUGCUGCCAUCGUGUGCAUUGGUGGUCGGCUGUCAUGCGCGCGCGGGCGGGGGCAACGCACGCCGUGUAAAAAAAAAAAAAAAAUAAUAAUAAAAUAAUAAUAAUAAAAACGACACGGAAUAUUAUUACUGUUGUUGUUGUUGUACUUGCCGAGUUUACGACCGUCGAGCUCGUACGUGUGUCCGCUAUACGUCGUGCACACCGUAUGUUAUCUGUUUUCUUAACGGCACCGCGGCGUAUGCUGUACGAACGUUACAGGGUACUAACCGCACUAACCUUAUUAUUGCGUCCGCGGACAGUGUCCGAAGCAAAACUGUGAUAAAUCUAAUAGAAAAAUUCCGAGUACAUCGUCGUUAUAGAUCCGGCAAUGGUGCGAGAGAACGGACAAGGUGAUACACAGCGGCGACGUGGCAGGAUUAGGUGUAGCGGGUGUGCGGCGGUUGUGACGGGCAUUUUUAAAGGAUACGAGUGAAAUGGUGGUUUCUUUUUUUCCGUGUACAUCAAAAACGUUUUGAUAGCGACGGGUCCGAGUAUUGGAUACGUUUUACGAAAGAUAUGAAAACAUCCAAAUGGAAGUGUCUAUCAGAAAUUUAGGAUUUGUGGUAUAACCGGGUUGGAUAAGAUUUUGAAAUUCUGCAGGAGUCGGCAGUAAAAAUUUAUUGAGAUGCUGAGAGGAGAAACGAGUUCUUCUUCUGACUCAUUUAUUCUAGUCGUGUCAUUUCCAAACCACCUCGGUGUACUCUCUCUCUCUCUCUCUCUCUCACACACACAUUCAAACACUCGCUGUCAUUUUAUCAAUUAUACCAAAGCAAAUACCUCUCGUCCCUUACUCCUUAUUCCAUUUCUUCGUCUUCUUCACGCGCCAUCGUAAUAUCUCCUCUGAAAACCUCUAAUUCUAAUUAUUUUUGUUGUUCGUAUUUUUUUUUUUUCAUCGCACAGUUUGAAAAUUAUAUCAUAAUAUAACGUUUUAAUAAUGUAACUAACUGUUUGAAUAAUUUCAUGUAUUUUCAUAACAACCCGUCAAUGGUUUCGAAAUGUUGGCGGAAUUCUAUUCAAAAUCGAUAAAUAUUACACGUAUAUAUAUAAAUAUAUGUAUAUUAUAAUAUUAUACAAAACACGUCAUCGCUUCGGUCCUCCGAAAGAAAAACAGCAACGAUAGUUUAUUGCAAUAAACCGUUAUGUCGAAUCGUCUUUUGGGGCGCGAGUCCGACCUGUUUGAAGACGAUUAUUUGUGCAAAUAAUCCCCGGCCCGAGGUUAAUAAAUUCGAAAUCGCUUAAUUGACUAUGUAUAUAUAUAUAAAUGUGUGUGUGUGUAUAUUUUUUUUUUUUCAAUAUUAUUAUCGUAUUCUCGACGAUAAAUUAAUAAAAAUAACACUAUUUAUUUUCGGUCAUUAAAACUACACGAUCCGGUUUCCCGUUCGGGUGACCUCGCCGCGCGCCGCGGGUCGCGCUGGCGGUGUUUCAAGGGUAUAAAGAAGAACGAGAAAGAACCGGGGAGGGGGGGAGAAAAAAAAAUAGAAAAAAACAACCAUAAUCCAAAAACAUUAGCUGUUGCGCCCGUCGAAUUUACACGGCGUUACAGAUGAUGCAAUACGAACGACGUGACGGCGUCGCCGCGUUCCGUGCAGUAUCAACACGGGACCCGUGUUUUCUGACCUCCGUGCACAAAUAUCGAAUUGUAUUGUGCGCACGCGCACCGCACACGCCAAUCGCUAUGUAUAUAGAAAAAAAAAAAACAAAAAAAAAGCGCGUCUUAUUAGUUUACGGCGACGUUUAUAUUAUUAUACAGCGCGGGUGUUGUUUAUUUUUACGAUUACUUUUUUUUUUUUGUUGUUGUCUUUCUGUAAUUCCACAGCCGCCGACCGGCGUUUUUUUAUCCGUUCGGCCCGGGACGCGCGCGCGCCGCGGGAAUUUCCGUGCGAAACGCCGAACAAUAAUGACACCGUCCCGGCGUCGGUACACGCGCUUCGUGUUCGUGUUUAACGGCCGGAUCCAUUCGACCCGGGUGUUCUAUUCCGUUUCCCGCGGACAUUAUUCGAUCGGCCGGACAACAACGGGCGGCCCCGUGCGCAGUGCGUCCUUAGGCGAAUAUUGUAACGGCGGCGGCGUGAUGUGACCCGAGAUUCGGCGGGUUAAUUGACCGAGAUACGACUAUAAUGUCCGUCGACGGACAGUUAAAAAAAAAAAAAAAAUCAAAACGCUACUGUCAAAUUUAUUAAAACUUGCUCGCAAUGCGUACGCGCGUUUCCACUGUCAGCUGUUGUAAACAAAUUACAGUGUCCGCGCGUUUUAUUGUUAUUAUUUCGUGUUAGACUAAUUGUUGCCGUUGUUUUAUCACCGAGUUAUUGCGACGCGUCGUUCGCAUCGCGCGCGAUCAAUUGUGUUUUAUAGUCUUGACGAAAUAGAACACCGUACGAUUAUAUCGACUGUGCGUUGUUCACGCCGAUCACCGUGCAGUGUUUUUAGGUUACAAUAAUGUUAUUAUCUAACGCGGGCAAACGAAUGAAAAUAGUCGAGUGUCUAGUUUUUUAGUUUUUUUUUUUUUUUUUAUUGAUUAGUCAAGUGUCUUAGUCAAACGAGACUUUAGUUAAGUAUUGAAUAAAUAAAAAAAAAAAAGCUAAUAAUAAUCCAAAUGCGAAAUAUGUCGACUUAACUCGGCAACUGAUCAACUGGAGUGGAUUUUAGAUUCUCGGCGCAACGAGGAACAUGCCGCGGUUUUUUGAGUGGUUUUGUCUGUGACCUGUAAACAAAUUAUCUGUUUCAGAAACUCUAAUCCGAUUUUAAACUGUAAGAUCUUUUACGAUAACAAAAUGUAUCUAGUUGGUGCAUUGAUGCGGUUAUCUUUAUAACGUUGGGCAAACUCGGGCGAAUUUACAGCAAUAACCGCGGUUUCGAUUUUGUUUUUCAGCCAGAAAUCUUGCUCCGAAUUUCGUUUUGAGCAUUUUUUUUUUUUCUGAAAGUAAAUUUCGUCAACUCGUUGCGUUGGAUGAGAUCGGUUUUUUUUCUCCGUUAUUUACCUAUUUGUAUACAUUAACGAAAUACCAGACUCGGUCGUGAUGUCGAAUUAUAACCGGACGGCGUCUACCGAAAUUAACUGUAAAAAGUCGAGUUUAUUACGAUAAUAAUUACGACGCCGAUUAAAUUAUAUAUAAUAUACACAGUUGUAUAUUAGUGAAUAUCCAGUCAACGAUAAAAAUAAUUAGCACGUCAAUUAUACAGAGCUUCGAGAAAAAAAAAAAACAAAAAAACCACCAAACGUGGGUAAUUCGCUAUUUACCAUUGCAAUUUUUGCGAACUGUACCAAAACGGUUCGUAUUAUUUUAAUGUUUCCUCGCACUCGCGCACCACGACGACGUUCGAAUCAUAAUUAAACAUUACACACACGUAAUAUGCGAUAUUUUGCGCGUGUGUGUGUGUGUACACGUUGAGUUAUAAAUUAUACUUUUCCCUCGGUAAUUCGUUUGAUAAUAACAGUGAUUAGCGUUAUUAUACCUAACCAAUAACUGUUGUAUACAAUAAUAAUAUAAUGUACUAAUAUUAAUACAGCGAUGACGUGCCCGUUUAAAUAUCAUAAUAAUGGCAUUGUAUGCACGCGCUAAAACAACGUUAUUAUUAUUAAUAUCGCCUGUCGGGGAAAAAAACGAAUUCGCGUAUUUUAUAUUUCAGGGGCGUGCGUAUAUACGUAUGAUAAUAACGCACACCGUGUGUCUAACAGAUUGUGGAAAAUGCUAAUGUACGAUAUCGAUUUUGAUUUCAGGUUUGGAAACAAUGGUCGCGCCGAUAAACGUGGCCGAGAGGAGACGGGACGAGGCGUGAAAACUGCCGCUGCCUGCUAUAUAGCAUCGCCUAAGACAUUUUCGUUUAGACUUUAAUGAAACGGGAUAUAAUUGUAUAUUUGAACCGUUUUAAUUUUAUUAUCUUUACCUUUGCGUACGACAUUGUACUUUUAUAUAAUCGUGACAUUGUACGACAAAAAAAAAAAAAAAAAAAAAAAAAUGUAGACAAAACUAAUUAUUAUUUGUGUUUUGCGUUUAGAAACGAGUUAUGUUAUAAUAUGCUAAAUGCUUAAUAAUCGUACACGAAUAUUGCGUACGUGUAAUAUUCGUGUAUAUUGUGUUUAUUCGAUACGUUUUGCGUUGUUUAUGUGUAGUAUUUCUAUAGUAUAAAGGUGUAAAUGAUAUUUAUGUCCAGUUUGUUGUUAAGUGUAAAAAAAAAAAAAAAAAACAAAAAUAACGAUUUAAGAAAUAUUAAAUUAUAAUUAUUAUUACAUUAUUUUGUUGCUUCGUCGAUACAAUAUAAAAUCAAGAAUAAUAAUAAAAAAAAAAAAAAAAUGAAAAUAAGCGAACUCUUUUUGUAUUAUUUUAUACAGUCGGCCAUACAAUAAUUAUUAACCCCGUUCUACGCCACCGUGUAAACUAUACCCGAUAUUCGGCGUAACAAAAUAUUAUUUUUGUUUUGAAAUGCCUCAGUAAUACCAGCUGAAUUACCCGGCGUUUCCCGCACUAGACCCUUUCAAAACCCAAAUCGAUAAAAAAAAAAUCGAUUUAACCCUGAUCACUCUUAACUCUAUCACAAUUAUUACCCGGUAAUUAAUCUUUUAACGUGCUUACGCAUCUAUCUGUACAUGCGUUGUUUCGUGUAACCAGUCAUUACCUUAGGAACCGAACUCCUACUGUCACGAGCUUUGAUUUUUGGGUGCUCGUCAUACGUAUACAUUUAUGCAACUAUCUGCGUACAACUUUUGUUGUAUGACAAAUAUGCUAUUAUUAUCAAUAUUUUAACAAGAGCACUUCCUUGCUUGCGGUAAUAAUCGAUUUAAAUUACAAUAACUGUUUUUUCCAUCCAUGUUACCAAAGGUAACCUAUAAAUCGACAAAAAAAAAAAUCAUCAUUUUCAUUUUAAAAAGAACCUCCUACCUAGAAUCAAUAACCCUUUAACGGUUGAAUUCCAAGACAAAAAGUAGCUAGCGGUCUUCCUAUUGUUUCGAACGAAAAUAACACGAACGGCGGAAUCACCUGUUGCAGUUUCUACAUAAAUGUCGCGUAAAUUGUGUGGGGGGGGGGCGAAUAAAAUGCCUAAAUAGGUACUGCAUAAUAUCAUGGUGUCUGAUUAGAACGCGCU
Molecule: messenger RNA, 69182 nt
Organism: Cinara cedri
Lineage: Eukaryota; Metazoa; Arthropoda; Insecta; Hemiptera; Aphididae
Source: the annotation of a GenBank genome assembly